AUGGUGAUGGCCGAGCCCCGGCGGCUUCCCCCUGCUGCCGCGGCGCUGCUCUUGCAGCCGCCCCGCGGAGGGUCGGGCCCCGUCCGCGUCGGCUUCUACGAGAUCGAGGGCACCCUGGGCAAGGGCAACUUCGCCGUGGUCAAGCUGGGCCGGCACCGCAUCACGCGGAGCGAGGUGGGGAGAGGCGCCUGAGAGGAAAAGGGGAGCGCGGUCGUGGGGGGGGGGCGGGUGAGAGAGAGAAGGGAGGUGGGCAUGGCGAGCCCCCCACCCUCACCUUUCUCUGGUAACGUUGAGAAGGGGGAGGGGAUUUUCCCCUCCCUGAACAACACGCGUGUUGGGUGAGGAUAACGUGUGAACGCGGGCGCCCCAUUCUUCUUCCAACCAAGGGGGCGUUUCUCUAUUUUUCCCCUUGGUGGAGGUUAUGUUUGAAGGGGAUCGAGCUGUGUCCCGCCUUAUUUUCUUCCUUCUCUCCAACCACGGGUGGGGGGGGGCAUUUCUAUGGAUCUCCUGCCUUCUCUCUUCCCCACCCCCUUCUCCUUGAGGUGUGCUGAUGAAAGAAAGGUAAAUGCUCCUUUCUCUCCCCCUUUCUUUCUGCAUCCAUGUGUCUUUUCUCCUUGGGAAACUAUAAUAAUGUGAAUUCCAGGAAAGGGGAAGGGAUUGUGGUGGGUCCUUUUUUGGGGGUGACCCAUAAUACAAAUAUUAACAAGAGGAAGAAGGUGGUAUUUUUCUCCCCCCCCAUUCCUUUUUCUAAAAGUACUAAGGUCUUUGGGUGGGUGGGUGCUCUGGGAGCUUUUUUUCCACUUCAUGGCCUUGCCCUUUGGGGUGCCUCAAGGUUGUGUCCUGUUUCUCUGUCAUCUUUAACAUCUGCAGGAAACCAUGGGGGGGGGGAGUCAUCAUGAGGUUCAGGCUAAAUGUUAUUCCUAUGCAGAUGACACACAGCCUUACCCCUCUUCUCUACCUGCAAGCCCUAGGGGGAGGCUGUCUUGGAAUGGAUGCAGGUGGCCUAGUUGAAGCUGAAUUAGGUUAAAGAGAGAGGCAGUGUGGGGUGGGAAAUCUGCUGAUCUGGAUGGAGAUAUGCAGCCAGUUUGGGAUGGGGCUGCAUUCCCCCUGAAACAUCAAGUAUGUGGUUUUGGGGUUCUCUUGUACUUGGUACUGUCACUGGGAGCUUGGAUCCUGCCAGUGACUAUGGGUGCCUUUUUACCAGCUUAGGAUGGCUCCCAGUUGCAACCAUAUCUGGAGAAAGCAAACCUUAACAGUUACACGUGUUUCGGCUAUAUCCCGACUAAUGCACAAUUCCUAGGGCUGUGUUUAAAGACACUCAGAAACUUCGACAAGUACAGAAUUAAGGUUGCUCACAGGCCCGUCAUCAAGGUCCAUCAGCUAGUGAUGGGGCACUUGUAGUGGUGGCCCCAUAUGUCUGGAGCUUGCUUGUGAAAGAAAUAUGUGUGUUAGCUUUUAACAAACCUUUAAAACUUUUUUUGUUUCAGUCUUCAUUUUUCUAAAUAUGUGACGAGAUUCUAAAUGGCUGCUGCUUUUAGUUUUGUAAUUGAAUCAUUUUGUAUGUACAGUAGUUUAAAAUUUGUUUCAUACUGCAUUAAUUAUAAUUUGUUAGCUGCCUUGGGAGGGCUUUACCUUAAAAGGUAGUGUAUACAUUUUUCAAGUAAAUAAUAAAAAGCGAGGAGUAGGGUUCUCCCUUCUUCCCAUCUCACCACUUUAGAAAGUACUGUACUACGUGAAAAUGAUGCUAGAAAUGUUGCGAGGGAAGGGGGCAGUUUAGUAACGAAAUGAGAGCCUGCCUAAUAAAAGACAGUCUUGGGUUUCCUAAAAGGAACAUUGCCUUCACUAGAAAAGGUGCGUCCCCACAAGGAUACUUCCCACCCACCCCUUCCAAAAUGUACUCCUUCCAGGUAUACGCACAUGAGAAGGAUGCUGGCUUCAUUAAUGCUACAGGACAUAGUUCUGAGAAGGUGUGUGUGGUGGUGAUCCAAUAGGGGUGUCUCCUUAUAAAGCCCCCCAUUUAAAUCAAGAGGUGUUUGCUUGUCAUGGCCUGCCCCUUCAGAAAGAAAAACCGCACCCUGGAAAAGAGGUUUUUGUUAUAAAAUGAGAUUUUCACUAGGAGGACGAUCUUCGCUUUCCUCUCACCUUGGAGAAUGGAGCAUUAUAUCAAAGGAAGUGCUUGUCGUGAACACAGAUUAUUGAUGUGUUCUUGAAACAUAGUGUCCAUGGGUGGUCUAAUUUAGAGGAAGUUGUGGUAGGGGUGUCAAACCCCGCCCCCCUCCAAAGCUUUCUUCGGACCUUGAUCAUUUUGUCCAGGAAAUGAGCCUCGGCAGAGGGGAAAGGGUGGUGGAGUCAGCUUAAGUCUCAUGGCACUCUGAAAUAUCCUCCCACAGGAGACCUGAUCCUCAAAAGUAGGUGAUAAAGGUUGUUCAUAACAGGGUGAUAAGCGGAGGGUGCUUCCUCAAAGUAAAAACAAAACAAAAUGUAUCCAGAGAAGAAGGCUAAUGGGCGAUAAUGGAGCAUGGCAUCAAGCAUAUGGAUGGGUUUAGAGCAGGAGUCAGCAAACUUUUUCAGCAGGGGGCUGGUCCACUGCCCCUCAGACCUUGUGGGGGGCCGGACUAUAUUUUUUUGGGGAAAUGAAUGAAUUCCUAUGCCCCACAAAUAACCCAGAAAUGCAUUUUAAAUAAAAGCACACAUUCUACUCAUGUAAAAACACGCUGAUUCCUGGACCGUCCACAGGCCGGAUUUAGGUGAUUGGGCCAGAUCCGGCCCCCGGGUCUUAGUUUGCCUACCCAUGCAGCGGUUUGCAACCUGUGUUGGACUACAACUCCCAUCAUCCCUGAGCUCUGGCCUUGCUAGCUAGGGGUGAUGGGAGUUGUAGUUCAACAACAUCUGAGCCCCCAAGAAAGUGUGAUUAGAGAGAGAAAGAGAGAUGGCAGUCUUCCUUGUUGUGCAGGGUGGGUUGGAGUAUUCUGAAAAUGGUUGACACGUCUAAAAGGGGCUCUGUCUCAGAAGGACAUGGCUGUGCUAAUUUUGAGGUGGUUCUUUGUAAAUGGGCAGUGGCUUCAAUGACUGGAGUUGGGGGAAAGAGUCAAAUAAGAUCAUUGGAAAGCAGGAACUGGCAUUUAGGCAUCACAUGAUGAACACGAUUAUAUUUUCCCUUCAUGAAAUUUGGGAUUGGAAGGGAGGCUGCACCUAAAGAAAAGGCAGUUUUAUGAUAAUUGUAGGAAUAAAUAUGGGGAGGAAGAAGAGGGGACAUAGACGUUUACCUGAGAAGUGAGUUGGGGGGGGUUGUAGCAGAGAAAGGGUGUUGUAAUUUAAAACAAGGGGGAUUAGUAUGUAGGAUAUGGUAUGAAAAAAUGGCUUUUUAAAAAAGGGAGUUCCUGAGCACAAUGAGGUAACAAGGUCAGUCGUGUGCCUAAGCAAACUGAUCAGAAUGAUUCCUGGCACUCAGGAAGAUUUCCUAGCAGGGUAUCUUGUCCCUUGCUCUCAGCUGAUUUUGAUCUUCAGUGGUAUAACUGAACUCUGCUAUUGUCCUUGUAGCCUCAACCACAGUCAUUUCCUUUCCAGUAACUGGGAAUGUGAUGGGGAAGCGUAACUUCCUUUGUCCCUUUUUUUUUCAUUCCGGCAGCAAAUGAGGUUAAGAAGCUAGCCCAGGCCUGGCAUAAUGUUGGCACCUGCCAGUUUUUCUGCAACCAGAAGAAUGAAUGAGAGUUUAUUUUUCUACUUCUCAGAAGAACUCUCAAAGCAAAACAUGCUGGGAUACCUUGUCAAACUUUACUGCUUUUGCUCUUAGUCCAUUUUUCAUACAGACAUCCCUGGCAGCAUGCCCUUGGCUCAUUCCAUGACUGCAUCUUGGAAGUGGGGAGGUGAUACAUGCUGCCCAUUUAGUUGUCUCAACUCUUCGAUAGUUAUACCUUGGAUGAGAAUGAUAGCAAUUCUGGACGCUGGGUUUGUUAUUUAUCUUUUUGCAAAUCACAAAAGUCAAACCUCAGAGUGCUAAGCUCCCAUCUAUUUUGGAAAGAUCAUAAAACUUAGUUCCCUUGACCUGGAGUCAGUUUAAAGAAGGAUGGUUCUAUUUUACCUCCCAAUCAUAUGAAUCAUUCUGUCUGUGUACUAAAUUAAGGCCAUGAGAAUCUUUUUGAAUGCAAACUACACAUUAAAGAAGAUGCAAGUCUCAAGGGGGAAAAGCAGAGGGUACACGUAAUUACAGUUUAUUGGAUAAAUAGGUAGCUUGGUUAAGUAUUAAAUGAAUGACUGAAGUAGUUUUUGUGGGAUUUUAUUAAAGUAUCUAAAACAUGCUAGAUUUUAUUUAAGCAACUGAAAAGUUUGUUCCUAAUAGAGGCUAGUACCUUAGCUGAUUUUAUGCAUCUUUACAGUUGUUUGACUGUGUUCCUAGCAUUAUAGCUUAUGUUUUCUGAAGGACCCAAACUGUUGAGAAAUUACUUACAUUUUUAAAGUAAAGUUGGUGGGAAGGCUAACUUAAUUACAGCAUUAUGUUGUGUAGGUAGAAACAGCUGAAAACUAGCCAGUUUUUAAUGCCUUUAAUACAUAAUGCUUUAUUCAAUUAAUUCAUUCACUUUGGGUUGCACUUUCCAUAUUACAUUGUACAGUGGUGCCCCGCAAGACAAAUGCCUCGCAAGACGAAAAACUCGCUAGACGAAAGGGUUUUGCGUUUUUUGAGUCGUUCCGCAAGACGAAUUUCCCUAUGGGCUUGCUUCGCAAGACGAAACGUCUUGCGAGUUCUUGUGAGUUUGUUUCCUUUUUCUUAAAGCCGCUAAGCCGCUAAUAGCCGUGCUUCGCAAGACGAAAAAACCGCAAGACGAAGAGACUCGCGGAACGGAUUAAUUUCGUCUUGCGAGGCACCACUGUAGUGACUGCUAAGUAAUUUUGUACAAAUUAUUCCCUGCUUGAUUUUUGUUUUACAUUUUGCAGCCAGCUCCUUUUUUUAGUCUAGUGUACCAAUGUAAUGUUGUUAGGGGAGGUUUCAAUGUUUGCUGAAAAUAAUGAAAAAUGUUACGUUGUAAAUAACUUUACUUGGAGACUGCAAGAACCAUUAAUAAAAACACCUCUUUGAGCACUUGCAUUUUUUAUGUAAAUACCUGGCAUUAUUUUUAAUAUCUGUCAAUAAUAAGAUUGGAUUUGGCAGUAACCUACAGGACAUUGCACAGAAAGUGUCAGAUACAGCAAGGAUGCAUGAGUAGCCAGAGAUUGAUGUAUGAACGGAAAGAACCAAUUUUGGCUUCUGUAGUUGUAGUUGUUGGACACAACAGGGCUCAGAGCGUAAAAUGUGUAAAAAUAGAUGUUUGUAAAGAAGCUUUCUGUUGCUAAAGGGGAUCAUAAAUUCAAAUGGCAUUCCCUCAUGGUGACAGCCAUGCACCUUGUUCAAAUUUCAAAUAAGAAAUUCACCUCUGUUUCUGAUGUUAAGUCAAGAGAUUACUAUGUUAUGCCAUCCUGGUGGUAGUUUUUUGAAAUUAUUUUCUUGUUCAGCACUCAGCUUUCCUUUUUAUAAUUCCGUACUUUAAAAUUCUGCUAAAAUGGAAUAUGAUCACCUUGUCUCAUGACUUUUCUUGAUAACUUGAUAUACACGGGGGUGUCUUAUACACAGAAAAGUACGGUAAGCAACUUGAGGGAUUAUGAGCUCUGCUGGCAUUGCUGGAUUGGUGAGAGAGGAUUGUACAAAACCAUGCAUGGCUCCACUUUAUCUCCCCACUCCCAGUUCUGCUUUCCGCAAUGCAGGAAGCCCCUUUGAGAUAAUGUUUCUGUUUCAAGUAUUUAGUGCAUACUGUAUUAUUAUUAGGAACAUAAGAAUUGCCUGAUAAAUCAGUGUUUGUUUCAUCUACCCAGUAUCUUGAUGGAUGGUGGUCACUACUUUAAUGUUUUGCAGUGGGUUGCAGUUUUUUCUUCCUAUCUGUAUGUUACCAUUUGCAGCUGUCACAGCAUCUCUAGAAAGAGGCACAUUUUGGUUAUGGCACAGAGGUGUGUGGCAAUUAGGGUUGCAAAGAUUCAGAAGCUUUGGUUUGCCCUCUACAAGGGAGAGGAACUUAAAGCAAGAGAAAGAAAGAAAUUUGGGCAAAACUCCUAUGAUAAUCAUGUUGAUAAACUUCUGUGAGCAAAGAUUUAGAAUGCAUAUUCAAAAGAAGUAUUAACAGUGGUGAAUUGUAUUUAGAUUGGGUAGACUAGACUGCUGUGGUUGAAGCAUCUGGUACUGUGUUUCUCAUAACUGGCAUAAGUUUGGCUUCCUAACUUUUGCUGCUUUAUUAAGGCUGAAAAAUUAUUAUAUUCAAGGAUAUCUUAAAAUCAUUCUCAAAAGAAAUCGGAAGCGGACCAAAACACUAUGAACUUUUGAAAUGUAGCAUUAACAAUCCGCAACUAUAAGUGUUGGUGACAAAGUGUUCUGUAAAAAGGAUUUGACAGUGAAGACUAGAACUACAACAGAAUGUAUGCAGUUUUCCCCUCCCUUCUCAUGUUUCAGAAUUAGAGGAAAUAAGUGGAAGUUAGGGAAGUAACUUGGUUGACUUACUGAAAACUAAAUUUCUUGGAACUGUAUAGCUUGCAGACCUUCAAAUUUAUUUCAUCAUUGUUUGGAAAGGUUAUAUUGCUAGCAGAUAUCCAUAGCAUGGAGAGAAUGAGGGAGUAGCAUCAAGAUGGAUUAGCACUGUGAAUCUGGAACCAAGUUUACAGGAAAAUUGCAAGUAUUUCCACACUUUUUAAAAUGUGGUCUCUAUUCUGGAGGUUCUUCCUGGAGUUUCAUUGUGUUCUUGGCCACAAAUAAAUGCAAGGGAAAGGAAGAUCUUCCUUUUUAUUAAAUUGAAAUAAAGAACAAUUGAAAUACAACUCAAAUGCAUUUGGACAGAUCAGCUAUGAUUGCCAAGUCACCAUAUGUUCUUCUUUUUCAGCAAUUUUGAUCCUUGCUGAGCUGCCCGACCACUUUUUAAACCGAAUUUCAGUUUUGUAGUGCCUCCCCAACCUGAACUUCUCCUUCGUACUUAAUCAGCUUUCUAAAUUGUGGCUUAAACUUGUGGUCACAUCUUUGGGAGUUAACCUGAUUUGAAGUUUCUGCCAUCAGCUAGUUAUUUUGUACUGUUUCAAGCUAGAUGGGCUCUUGGAGAAAUGUUCUGAAGACACCACAUCUUCUUUGAGUUUGAUUCUUAAACAUUAUAGAAAGCAUAGACGUAUCCUUUUCCCACUUCAGGAAAUAGCAGGCUGUAGCAGAAGAAACUGUUGUGCCAAACAUUUAUAAAUAAUUAAGCUUUUUGCUCAAUCAGGAUUUGUUUUCCUUGUAGCCAGGAGCUGCUUCCAAAGUUACAAGAAGAAAUGGUUGUGUUUGCCUUCUGAGUCCCUCCUUGGCUUGUAACCACUUUGAAGUCAAUGCUGCUGCAUGGUUUUAUGCAUGAUGAAGAGGGUGAGCUGUCGUGAUUGUCAGUGAAUACCCUUGACUUGCACGACAGAUGCACCUGCAGUCUCAAAAUCUCUUGCGGUGUCUUAGCAUGGCUGGGGUGGGAUAAGAAGAAUUCCUGCUUUCUGAAUGAGUGAGCAAAACGGAGAGUGGUGUAUGGGUGAGAGAUGAGGAUGCCCCCAGAUUUUAGUUUAACCAAAAUGUUCUUUAGUAGCACAAUAGGAGCAGGACUGGAAAAGAUCUCUGCUUGAGAUCCCAGAGACGGUCAGUGCCUUGCCUGACUAUUGACAAUAUCUGACUCCAUAUUGUUUUUAAUAGGACUAUGUAGCUUAAUGUACCUUUAUACACUUGCAUGGCAGCUGAGGUGUCUAGGGAGGAUAAAAAUUAUACUAGCUUCUGUUUCUAGUAAGUUUUUAUGUUUCAGUGAUUCAUCAGUCGUUCACCCUUCUUUAAAAGCAUUGCUAAUCUUAAUGAUACUUUGUGACAUUUUCACAGGUUAGUUAUCUAUUGGGUAAACAAAGGAAGUGUGGGUUUAAUUCCUCUUCAAAAAGAGUGUUGACAUUCACUUUUCCUGAAUGCCUGUUUGGUCUUAAACAAAGAAAAUAGAAGCUUUAAGCAGCUUGUUGCAGGAUUGGAGCUUUAAGCUCUGGUUACAUGGUCACUUAAGUCAUUUAUUAUUAGUUGUAGCACUUCACAUAUAUAUGGGAAGAUAUAGGUCUCUAUAUAGGACCAGAUAGUUGUCUAAAUUCAGUGAGUGAAGUCUUCUUAAUUUGCUGUGGGUAUGCAACUAAAUUUGCUGUGAUUAUACUUCUAAAGGGAAGUUGAUCUCUCCAACAUGCUGGAUCGGUUCUCAUGGAGAUCUUGGAUCAAGAAGAUUUCAUAGUAGAUUUGUAAGAUUAUAAGAGACCUGAAGAUCCAUUUCUAGAUCAAGUCCUGCACUGAAUCAGGAUCCUGCUUGGUCCUUAAAACAAAAUGUAUUAUUUAAGAUAGCAGUCUGAGAUCAAUCCAGAUGAUACGGUAUAUCAUAAUAGCAAGGGCCACACAGCAAUCAAAAUAGAUGUCCACUGGAGAAGAAACAACUUAAUACAAACACAGAACAUUCAAGCAGUCAAGAAUCAUUCCUUUUUCUUCAGUCUUCUGCCCUGCACCAUCUCAAAUGCUUGGGCCAUAUAAUGGAAAAAAGUAAACAUAUAGGAAUAAUUGGAAAAAGUAGAAACACAAAAUACAGAUUAACACACACCCCACAACCCAGUAGGUUCUUAAUAUUUAAACAUCAUAACAAAUGGCAGUGAUUCUGAAAGAUCCUGGGGCUUGGGUGAAUCCUGCCAGAAGAAGGAUUUCUGCUGUUGAAGGGGCUGCUGAGAAGACAUCUUUGUCCAAUCUUGUAGUCUCCAUGCUUUCCAUAUCAAACCAAUUCCAUGCCACAAAGAUUUUGUGCCAUGCUUGUAUAUGUUGUUGGUAACCAUUGCUACAGUUUUUCAGAGGUCAUUCAGCUCGGGCACUGAAGCAAGAUUGUCCACUGAUCCAUAUAGUAUUUUCAGUUGCACAUUCACACAUUCAUUUUCAUUUGAAAUGUAUCUGUGAACUCAUUACUGCAUUUCUUUAUAACUCCUUCCACACCAUUGCCUGAGAAUUGGGGGUUUUCAAGCCCAAAACUAGAGUGUAUUUUUUCAUCAUCAUCAUCAUCAUCAUCAUCAUUAAUUAAAUUUCUAUACUUCCUUCAUCCAAAGAUCACAGGGCAGUUUACAAUAGAAAAACUCAAAAAUAUGUGCAAUAAUAACAACCAAAAACAACAACUUGCCCACACUGUAGAUAAGCUGAGCUGUAUUUAAGUGGGGUGAGUUUCCCUAAGGAGAGCUUAUUCUCAAGUCCUAACAGUGUGAUUAUAAAUUACUUUAUGUAUGAGACAUUAAUCACAGUUAAAAUAAAGUGUAUGUAAUAAUUCAAACUACGUUGAUUUUGUUUUUGUACUAAAUAUGAAAUACUAUGCAAAUUUCUGCUUAAAUUGUAUUUUUGUAUUCAACAACAUCUAUGGGGGGGUUAGUACAUGGGGGUUCUUAUUAAUAGAGUAGGCACACGAGAUUUUUUUUAAAAAAAUCAAGUUGUCUAUUACUAGUAGGGACAAGCUUCUAAGCAAUUUGGCUGGGAUGCAGAAAGCUACUUUAGGAAAACUUGGAUGUGCCAAGUAGCUUUUGGUUUGUUGAUUGCGGCAACCUGCAACAGCCCCCAAUAAGUAAUGAUUUCUUAUUUAGCCUGUGGACUGCUACUCAAGGAGCACUAAUUCAAAGUGGCCUUGAGGUUGCAGAAUGAGUUGCAAUAUCUAUUAUUCACUUGUGAAUGAUCAUAUAUUGCCUUCUUCAGCCAAAAUGUGUGCAAGUUGUUUUGCCUUUGCAAAGGCACAUGCUACAGCCUUUCUUAACUACAGUUUCCUGGUUUGUCUGAACUGGGCCACAAUAGAUAUCUGCUUUGGAACAAGCCAAGAUGUUGAACCAUGGUUUGAAGUUCCUUUAACAUUAUGAGUUUUUGCAAAGUUGGUUCAGACAACGUCAAGACAAAGUGCAAAAUUCUGUUCAUAUCUAUUACUAGAAAGCAACAGAUAGAAUGGAAUGGCACAGGGAAAAUGCUAUAGAGAUCUUCAUUUCCAUGGCAUGCUGGCCCUUGGGACUUUCCUAUUGGGGUCCUGUUUGUUUUGUUUGUUUGUUUCCUAUUGGGGUCCUUGUUCCUCUUUAGCAUAAAAUGUAAAAGUAGACUCCUGUGUAUAAUAAAAAGUAAUCAUGUUUUACUAAAGUUCUGGCCAACUGUCUGAACUUGUUAUUUCUGUUACAAAGGAAGUGUUGAGCACCUGCGUGCUAACAUGUUAAGAGUAUUUUCAAAUUCCCUCCAAAAUACUUUGUUUUGUGAGUAUAAUACUGUAGUUCUCUUAGCAAAAAUAAAGAAAAAAUUGGGUCAUAACCUAUAUACUGCCUUUUUGACCUGGUUUGGCAAAGCUGACUUUAAAAAUUCUUCUUGUAAUUGGUUCUAGGUGGCAAUAAAAAUCAUUGACAAAUCCCAGCUAGAUUCGGUGAACCUGGAGAAAAUUUAUCGUGAAGUGCAGAUAAUGAAAAUGUUGGACCACCCACACAUUAUCAAGCUUUAUCAGGUACGUAGCUGUAUUCUCUGCCAAAGCUUCAUGUUAAGGGUUUGAGUUUGUGAGAAUUAAGCCCUGUGUCCCAUGAAGUCCUGUAUUGUAAGUUUUAUCUGGUUGCUGUUGGUUGGAGUUUUUAUGUGGCAGUUUUAUAAAUCUGGCAGGUUUAUAAAUCUGGAAAUAAUUAAAAAUCGGUAUAUAUGAGAGGAGGUUUUUACUUGGUUGUUUGUGAACAAUUACAUCAGAAUGGUUUUGAAUAAGUCAUUAAUUCACAGGGACUGAACUCCCAUUAACUUGAACAGCCACAGACAAGGAAAGCUAGACAUCUGACAGAUUCCCCAGUCAGUCCAAGACCCUUGUUGACAGGAACAGGCACCCAGUAGGUUUUAGCUUAGAGUGCAGGGAAUCUGCUCAGUGUGGAAGUUUAGUCUCUUGAUGAUACUGCCUCUCUCAUAGCCACCAUAAGGCCAGGUCCAGGUGGGUCAGAAUUAUUUCAUCUUUUAUAGCAUCCUGUUUGUUAUGAAAUAUGCAAUUUGACCUGAAUGCUUCUGUGACAAUGGCCAGGUUUGCCCAUUGCAAUCAGGAGCUCCAAGUGAAUCUGAUGUCUAGUUAAAGUGAAACAGUGUGAAUGCAAGCUGUACUUGCAAAGGAACAAUUAAGAAUGUACCCUACAGUUACUGAUUGUUCCUUUCCGAGCUCAGCUUGCAGUCAGUGCUGUUUAACUUUGGUGCCAAAGGGAAGCCACCCUGUUUUUGCCUGGGGGUCAGAGUCACCUGAUGAGGUCAAAAGGGUGACCUCACCCGUUCAUCAGACGUGGCCCAUGGAGGGUUGGCCGCAAUGUGAUCUGGUUCUCUGGCAGAAAAUAGUUGCCUAUGCCUAUGUCAAACCAUAGUUAUAUUUACUGAGAAUAAGUAGCAUGCUUCUGCACCCUGCUUAAAAGUGCCCUCUUUACACUAUUCCUAUUCCUGGCCAUGCCACAUGGGGAGCAACAGACCACAAGCUAUGGCUUGUUGUGUCACCUAACCCAGGUUUGUGGUUUGUUUCUCUCCAAACUAACUGCAGGCCGUAAGCCAAGGUUUAUCCAGGAGUAGGGGAGGAGUGAAGCAGGAAUUUUGAGCUGCGUAUACAAACCCACCGCUUGCUUGCAUCUGCUAUUAUUUAAUAUGAUGUGUGAUCACAGCCAGUGAGAAUUCAAUACAGUAGUACAAUCUACAAAAUAAAUUUCCUAGAGUGGAAAAGAGAACUGUCUAAAACUGAGCUAAAGCUUUGGAUAUGGAUUUUGCUAAUGUGUGUUUUAACUGGAGAACUUUUUUUAGAAAUCUGCUUGGUUUAACCUGAUUUUGUUUUCCCCAUUAUGGUACUUGAUUUGCUCUAAACCUUGAUUGUGUGAAGAUGGGAAAUCAUUCUUUCAGGCAUGACUCCAUUGCUUUGUUUUAAUGUGUUAGCCUGAUGCUGCUAGAGUGUUUGGGUUGCUAAUGCUUAAAUCUGAACCCAAGGGCCCAUUUAUGCUACAGAUGUGACUAGUAUAGAUUUGUUUUUUAAUGUCAUUGCUUCCCCCAAAGUUUCCAGGAAGUGUUGUUUGUCAAGGUUCUGAGAACUAUUUUGUAGGCUUCCCUAGUUCUCAGCUUCCUUAUGGGACGCCAUUAAAUUUGCUUAAAAUGUUUACAUGCCCUAAACUAUUUGUUCUUCUUUGCACACACACACACCCAAUCCAGUGUCACAGGCAAGAUUUUCAUCGUAAGCACAAGUUAAGCAUAAAUUAAGUCUCCAUCAAAGCUUUUCAAAGGCCACAUGCCCUCCAUUAAACCUCACGUGUCUGAUGGCAGGGCACAUGCAGGAAUCGGUCCAAAUUAUUAUGUGAUCAAGCAUUCAUCUCUAUAUCAAAGUUAAAGCAGUGUUGUUUGUUUGUUUGGUGAACUUAGCUUUUAUUUUGAGUAGGUAGCUGUUUGAAAUGCGAAACAAAAUAUUAAACUGAACCUGAGAAUGGGCAUUCAGGUUUUGCCGUUCUAUUUUGCAUUUGGUGCCUCACAUGAGCUGAAACAUCAUAAUAGAGCAGGGGUAGCCAAUGUAGUGCCAGAUGUUGUUGGUCUUAAACUCCCAUCACCACUAGCCAUUAGCCAUGCUGGCUGGGACUUAUGGAGUCCAAUGAUAUUUGGAGGGCAUCUUGCUGGCUGACCCUUCCAUACAGUAAACGCAUAAUCAAAUAUAGAUGCUGAAUAUGUGGAUAAAGGAUACAGUUCAAGAAUGCUUCCCGAACUAUGCCUAAUGAAUUGAACAGAACUUAUUCCAGAACACAUCUGCGUGGAAUAAAAUGCCAGUAGAUUGUAUCCAAUGUAAAUUUAAACAAGAGUUUUAGUUCUGAGCCAUCUUGUAUGCUCUGUGUCCCAGUGACAUUAAUGGAUUGUUCCCAUUAAGUGUUGAUGCCUCAAGCAAAAUAGGAACCUUCCUGCUGUUUAAGAGGGAAGAUUUGAUUUAAUGAGGUCUGUCUUGUUAGUUUUAAUUUUACCAUCAGAAAUAGUCUAGUGUUUCAGCUUUAUUAAAUCAAGUCUUAAUCUUGACAGCAACCUAUAAAUCAAGGGAUACAAUUUUAAUAGUAUGAAACAAACGUGUUAUUUUGGGCUGGUUUUUUUAAAAAAUUAACCUGGAGUGCAGAAAGGAGAGUUGUUCUAGUAGUCAAAAGAAUAUAGUAACUGUUUUGUGGUCUGCAAUCUUGAUGUAAAAGUGGCUAGUUACCACCACUCAUACUUCCCCACCCCUAAACAAUCACCACUUUUCAAGAAUUCACAGUUUUUAUUAAUAAGCAACCUCUUUUUAAAACUCCCAUGCAUGUUGGGAUUGCAGGUAGAUGCUCACAGGCCAGCUAGGAGCCAAAUGUGCAUGCAAACAAGAAAUGUAUGGUGACUAAUCUCACAUUGAGCAAUAAUGAGAGGGUAUCACACUCAUUCCUAUUAUAUGCUUAUAUAAUGAUUUCAUAUUUAAAAGAGGGAAAGGAGAGUAGGCUAGGUUAAUGGCAAGGUUAAUGUGACCUUUUCCAUUUGCUUUGGACACCAUAGCAGAUAGAUCCUACCGCUUUGGGUUCCAUUUUUGUUUCUAUCUGCCUGUGAAUGAAUCAUUCCCCUCUAAGGUAGCCCCCGUUAGCCUUUCUGCAGGAAAGGAAGGCAGAAAACAUACUGACCUGCCCCUCUGUUGGACGGAGGCAUCUGGUGCAUCUCCUAGCACUGCAAGAGAGACCAGUAGGAGCUAAGUUAGUGGGGAAGCUUAGCAGCUUGGGCAGCACACCUCGCUUUUCUCCUGAGAAAGGCCACUGGGGAGCUUUCAGGUAUAACCUUGCCUCUAAGCAACCAAGAAACCUUCCUGCAAGAAGGGUGGGGAGCUUGCUGCCUUGACUUCUUUGAAGUAUCUCUCCUCCAGCAACCAAACCCUCCCAGUCUUGGAACUGGGGAGAGGGCAGAGAUAGCUGCUUAAGCAUUGGGAUGAUCCCUACCCACCUCUACAGCUUCAGAUCUGGGGGCGUGACUGAUUGCUUGUCACCCUUACCAGAGGGUGGCUGCACAGUUACCUUGGCAAUAGAAGAGGUUGCCACCUGAAUUCUGAUACCAAAAGUGUUCACUUUGGGCAGGACAUGAAACUUGAUUAUGGAAUCCAGGUUAAAUUCUGGUCAUGUUUUGUUGAUGGUGGUACAAAAUAAUGUUAUGACUUCUGGAAAUUCACUAAUACAAUUUAUUACAAUUAUUAAAAGCAUUUCUAUCUUGACUUUUAUUGGUAAGCCCAUUGGAUAUUUUAACAUUAAAUGAACUUAACAUUCAUUUAGUGCCAGCAGUGCACUCUCUGUCAUGAUGGUUUGCAAUCUGUAUUAGAUUGAGCAGAGGCAGAGGCCAGAUUUGGAAAAAGUAUUUGAAAUUCUCAGGAGAUGAUACAAUUCCUCAGCAUUAGCCCUGCACAGAGCUGAAAAAUAGUUUGCGUUCCUAGGUGCCAACAUCACAUUUUUUUGUAUUCAGUUAGGGUCCCUGGUAAAAGAAGCUUCAUAAAAGAGUAGAGAGGAUGUAUUAACUGAAAAUACAAAAAGCUAAAAUCUAUUGUAGCAUCAGAGCUAGUAGACUAGCUUUUUGCUUAGGUUUAUGUGGAUUCCUAAGAAUAUGUAUUGUAAAAUAACCAAUUUUAAAAGGAAUCUUAGUUUCAAGACUGAAAAAUCCUGAUCAGCAGUUUAGAGUUUAAGGAGAGUUAAUUCUGCAAUCUCAUUCUAUGAGCUGUUAAAAAAGUUACCAGCCAGAUAACCUAUUCGGUGAGAACUUUGAGGCUCACUUUGUGUUUUGUCUUGUUGCUCACAACAACCAGUGACAAAGCAAGGCUUAAAAGAAAGUGUCCAGGAAAAAGAUGACAAUGUAAUGAGAGGAUAAUAAGGGGCAAACAUAACUUGGAUAUGUAUGUAAAGAUAUUUGAGUUCCUUUUUUUAAUUAACAAAAAUAAUAAAAAUAAAAUAAAAAUAAAUAAACUUAAGUAGGAAAAAAUGCACAAGGAAGACUUAGCAUGCCGUGUGUGAAUGAAUGAAUGAAUGAAUGAAGAGUAGAAUGCACCAUUUGAACUUCCAAUCAUUUUUUUGUUUUUGCUUUCUUAUGUUAAUGUCCUUUGUCAUGGAACCCAAGAUGGUGUAUGUGUGGUUCCCAGGUGGCCACCCAUCCAGGUGCUGAUUUGACCCAGAGCUGCCUUGCAGACCUGCUUAGCUUCAACAGGACAGCGAUCUCAUGUGCAUUCACAUCAUACUCAUAUAGCAAGGGUAGCCAAUGAGAUGUCCUCCAGAUGCUGUUGAAUGACAACUCCCAUUAUCCCUCACCAUUGGCCAUACUGGAUGAGGCUGAUGGGAAUUGUUCAUUAGCAUCUGGUGAAGCACCACAUUGACUGUCGUAUAAUACCAAGUAGGAGAACAUGGCUGUCAGACAGGAGCAUUCCCAUUACCAGGGGAUGGGUGUACACUACUGUACAUUGUUAAUAAGGUCCCAUUUAUUAGAUACAGCUUUUGAUUUACAUUCAUGUUGCUGUUUUAUAAGAGUACUUACUCAACUUGACCUUCUCGGAGAGAAGGCCUGAAUAACAAUGAUUCUGAUAUUGUAUAAGUGGAUUCUCAUGAUUCAUCAAACUCUUGAGACCCUGUCUCCAAGAUUAAGAACACAUUGCAUUGUGGUUGUUUUUUCUCUUUUUCCCUCCCACAGUAUCUGUUAGUUUCCUUAGAGCAUCAUGAACACCCAUGCUAAGACCCCAGAUGCUAUCUAGUCUCCUGGUAAUUUAGGAGUUGAGCAAAGCAAUUGCUUGGGUGUAUUGGCUGAAGUCCUACUGCCUUUAGACUAAGUCUUAAAAUUGGUCCUGGGAAAUCUCAACAUCCUUUUAACGAACUUCAUGGCCAAGAAACAAAGACACUGUCUAGGCACUAAUUUAAGGAGCUGCUUAAUCAUACUUUUAAAUUAGAAUAUUUGUAGCAUGAGAAUAUUAGGCUUUUAAAGGCCACCUGUGAUGUGUUUUGUGAGGCAGGGGUGUUAUUGAGAAAUUUCUAGGAUUUUGUUUUUAAAAUUCUUUUCGCCUAUUAAACUAAUGUGUGAUUUUUCCAUCAAUAGGUAAUGGAGACCAAAAGCAUGUUGUACCUUGUGACAGAAUAUGCCAAAAAUGGAGAAAUUUUUGGUAAGUCUUUUCACUUAAAAAUAGCUUGAUAGUUUAUUUCAGCAGCUAAAUACUGUGAGUUGUGGGAGGAUUGUUUUCAUUCUAAAAAUAGAAGCUUUAGAUCAACUUUUUACUGCACUCACUUCUCUUUUAAAGGAGGUUUUCAUAUAAAACUAAUUCAUGAGCAUUACGUCAUCUCUUGCUCAGUAGGUUAGCAAAUAAAAUGUGUUGUAGGCCAGUUUGUCAUUUCACAAUAGUGUUAACUCUUGGCAGUUGAAAGUUGUUAAAAUAUUAGUAUAUUUCCAACCCGAAAACUGGUUUUCUUGUCUUUUCACUUAUCUAUUAUUGUUCUUAUAUGGAGUUCUUAUCAUUUAGCCUUGCCACUGAACAAAUAGAAGUUCCCCAUUUGUACAAACUGACCUGUGCUUUUGAUAAAUUUGUAAGACACUGUGUAGUGGCAGGAUUGUCUGGUCGCAAUCCAGAAACUAGCCAUGCAGCUUGUCAGGGAAAUGCUGUGGAGCCUUUAGAGACAGGGCUAUAUUCUCAAGAUGGCAACUUAACAUCCAUAAGUGAAAGUGGUAGCUUUGAAAAUAAAUUGUCCUGAAUACGUAUUGCAUAUAAAUAUUUAAAUCAAACACUUUUCAACAACAACAAAUUCAGAGCAGUUUACAUAAUAAAAUAGGGCAACAAUUUCAUUUGUCCUGUUCCUUCAGCAGCUCCUGACUUUCAGAACCUGUGGAGGAACCUGCUGGAGAUGAGGAAGGGUUUCCAUAGGGAAGAAAAUAGCCCCAUACCUUAGAAGGUUGUUGCUAAGCAGCAGGCCUGUAGGUGUCCAAAGAGGGCAGGGGCUUCUGGUUUCCUGCACAGAUGUUAUCAUUGGCCCCUGGCUCCCAGAACUCUUGGUAGAAUAAGUUUCUGGAAGUGCUGGGAGAACAGUGGUGUAAAAAGAAGUCCUCUUCUUUCCCCUACCUGCUUCCAGCAGUACCCCAAGGCUUUUUUUGAAUAAUGAUACAUAAUUUUGGUCCAGGAGCAGAGUUCAGGAACCUGGUAUAUUGGGAUAAAGAACCUGUUGACAUCUCUGGGAAAUCAAUAGCUUUUUGUUACCUUUCCUUUGGAUACUUCAUUGAUUUUAUUCUGCAUUUUAGUCAGGGAGGCAAUUGUACAUUCCCAGUACUUAAUUACUGUUGGGUCCCAGUAUCAUUAUACACAGUGAUUCUGCGGAGUCUGCCCCUUUUGCAGUUUAUACUUUGACAAUAUUUUCUCUGAUGUACAAUGACACCACCCCCAGUGUGCCCUUCCCUGUUCUUUCUGUAGAGUUUGUAUCCAGAGAUAACUGUGUCCCACUAGUUCUUUCUUAUGUCACCAAAUUUCCAUUAAUUCCCCCUAUAUCUGUGCUCUUUUUUAAUAACAAGUACUUCAGCUGGCCAAUCUUGGCUUUGGCAUUGUGUUUACCCUAUGGUCCUUUGGGAUCUUUGAAUUGCUAUCAUGUACCCUUGCACUUGAAAUGCCUAGCUCUUCUCUCUCCUUUGAGCAAUCAUGAACAUUUUCACCUUCAUCCUUGGAGGAUAAUUUGUUCUGAACUGGAUGCUGCUCAUCUGCUGUUGGCUUUCCAGUUUAAAAGAUGCUCUGCCACCUUUUCAAUUCAAAGCACCAACAGUCUCGUUCCAUCCUGGUUCAAGUGGAGUCCAUCCAUUUUGUACAAGCCAGCACCUAACAAAUCAAUAACCUUUUCCUAACACCACCAUCCCACCCAUUAAUUGAGAUUCCACCGCUGUGUAUCUUGCUCUCUGCAUGGAACAGUUAGCUCUUCUGAGAAAGCUGCCUUGAAGCUCCUGGGUUUCAUCCUCCUAUCUAGUAACCUAGAUUUGUUUUUCUAAACACCAGGACAGCAUGAUUACAGUUCCCCACAUCACCGGUGCCAACAGGCACCAUAAGCACUUACUCCUCCCCAGCACCGUCUAACAGACCAUCAAAACAACUCAUAACAUAUGCAGCCUUCACACCAGCCAGGCAAGUCACUAUGCAUCGACCCCCAUUGCUUAUCUAAUUAUGUUCCUAAUGUUCAAAUCACCCACUAAUAAGAAGGUUAUCAUCGGUGUGAGAGGAUAGCUGUUUAGACUAUCCCCCAAUCCCCGGGAUUAUUUCCUUAGAGUGACAUCUUCCUCCCAGAGACCAUUAUUCGCGGUAACAGCAGAGAAGCUUUCGCCUUGCGAAUUGGGUGCAGGUAUCACAACCCUGAAGGCCUUGGCUACUAACCUCUGGCUUUCUCAGCUUCUUCAGGUCAACCACCUUGGCUUCAGGGGAACAAAAUCAUUACCUGUGGGCCAGGAGCUUAUUGCUCUGAACACCUACCCACAACUUCAUCCAGCAGGCAGAUAGUCAUAUAGUCCCCACACUUGAUCUUUCAUAUAUAGCAAGCUUAGUUAUUGAUGCCUAUCCAUGUCUUAGUGACAGGAUCUCCUCCUAGGGAGCAGUGGGCCAGAAAUAGUUCCACCAAAGAAUCAGAGCUCAUGUUCUAGUAAGUAAGUUGUGGUCAUUGAUGACUUACAUCAUGGUAGAAAACAUGGUCUAUGUGAAUUUUCAGGAUUGGUGCUGAAUAAGAUUGUUCAACCUCUGUAACAAGAUGGCUGUCUCUUUGCUCCAUGGUUUAUUUUCUGUUGCUGUUUGCAAGUUUUUGUGGGGUUCUUUAAAACCUGAUAAAACAAAAACCUGUGAGAUAGAUGUUCUGUUGUGAGCACACAUUUGAGUCAGGGUAUCUGUUAUCACCAACUGAAACUCAGAAAACUCUGGUCAUUAUUCAGUACUGAUUUAAACUUAAAAACAAGCUCUCUGGAAACCAAAUGUUCUGGCAGUGGUGGUCUUAGAAGAGACUAGGUGAAUUUGAAACCAUGCUUAUUUAUUUUAUAAGGUGCUUAUUUAAUUUCUAAAAUGCUGAUUGUCUCUAUGUGAAUCCUGCCUAUCUGACCUAGAAACACUUUCCCAUCAUUGCCUUAUUCCAGAUGUAUGAGGGCAGAUUGUUGUUAGUGGUAAGAGAAAAGCACUGCAUAGGUUCAGGAAUACUGUAUUAUUUUGCUGGAUUUUUAUUGCAGCAGUAUAGGCUUAAAUGGAGCACUAGUUGUACAAGAAAGUUAUGGAAGCUCUUAGGGGAAAGAUGUUGAAGCAUUCUUUUGAGCUGGCUUUAAUCUACUUAAUCCACCUUCGUGUGUGGUGGCGGGAUAGGAUAACCCUUUGGGUGCCUUCCAGACUUCCAUUUGGUUUGGGCAAAAAUAUGGCAGAUGAUGGAUGAUACAGCUAAAUGAAACUUCCUCAUAUGCCAUGUAUCUCAGGCAUGCGUUACAGUACAAUGCUUCCAAGCCCAUGGUUUGAAUAAUGAAUAAUUGUGCGUUAAAAAUUGCUGCAGAUGGAGUGUUCUGGGUAGCUUCAAUUUCAGAGCAGCAUUUUUGGUUUACUAGAGCCAGUGUGGUGUAUAGCUGCUGGAAUGUUGGAUGAAGAUCUGGAAGACACAAAUUCAAGUCCUCACACAGACAUGAAGGUCACUGGUAAUCUUGGGCCAGUUUGCCAUCUCUCAGCCUAGCCUAUCUCCCAGGAUCGUUGGGAUAAAAUGGUGGUUGUUGGAAAACCCAUGUAUGCCACCUUGAGUUCUUUGCAAGUACAGAUAAAAUACAAGAAAUACAAGAAGCAGAGAUAAAAUACAAUAAGGAAAUAAAUGAGAGCUCUUCUGGGAAAGCACAAUGAUAUGUGGCAAUUUUAUUUAUAGUCUAUUGUCAUAAUGUUCUCCCUGUUAGAUGUAACCAUUUACAGUGGUACCUCAGGUUACAAACACCUUGGGUUACAAACACUUUGGGUUACAGACUCCACUAACCCAGAAGUAGUAUCUCGGGUUAAGAACUUUACCUCAGAAUGAGAACAGAAAUCGCGCGGCGGCAGCGGGAGGCCCCAUUAGCUAAAGUGGUACCUCAGGUUAAGAACAGUUUCAGGUUCAGAAUGGAUCUCUGGAACGAAUUAAGCUCAUAACCAGAGGUACCACUGUAAAUUGUUCACACCAGUUUCUGCGUAGCCUAAAUUGGGAGAAUUUCAGUUAUACCUUUCAUACCUCCACAGCAGGAUGGGGUAAACUCCAGGAGUCCCUUGCUGGUUUUGAGGAUGUUGUGGUAUUGUACUCCUUAAAUAUCCUCCAAUAUGGCAGUGUGGCCCUCUAGAUCCUAUCCCUGACCAUUGGCAGUGCUGGCUGGGGCAGAUGGGAGUUGGAAUCCAUCAAUGUAUAGAGGGCCAAAGAUUCCGCACUCCUCCUUUAAAGGUCAAAUCUUACUGUGCAUACUUGUGUUAAGUAUAUAUCACAUGCUUCUCUGGCAUAGUAUGGAAGGCAGAAUUCCUUGGUUCUGGCUCACUACGAGGAAGGUAGCCUGGUGUGUAGUACUCCUUGUUUCUGUGCCCUUAAGUGUGAAAUGUGAGCAAGUCCCUGCUGUCCUUUCUUUGCAGUUUGUAUCGUCAGUGCUUAGCAGAAAAUCCCAUGGGAGGAAAUUCCAGUUUGCAAGGACAAAGCCCGUGUUCUUUUACUUUUGAUCAGUUUCUCUUUCUGCAGUGGUGGUAGUUAGAUUAUAUCUGUGUAGUGUAAAUGAGAUUUCCUGUAAUUCGAGGGUGCGGAACCUUUUUCACUCAAAGGCUGCAUUCCCUUGUAGCCAGCCUUCUAGGGGGAGCGUGCCGAUGGAGGGUGGACCCCAAAGUGGUGUUGCCAAAGUGGGCAGGGCUAACGCAUACAUCCACAAAGCCUGUACCCCUCAUUCAUUUUUUUCCUCACCCACACUUCCAUUCACUAGGUGUACAACUUCCCACCACCACAAAUAUGGUUGGAAGUCCCCCCCCCCCCCAAGUCUAAUUGCAGUGUGGGUGCAUUUUCAGUGUAGAAGUCAUAGGCCAACCUUUCCCUCCCCGACUGCAGCCCAUCAAAUGUAUUUCACACCAAAUACAGGUUUCAAGAAACCCUCCUGUUGGGUUCAGUUGGUGGUGGGGCAGUGAGGGGACGUUCUGGACCAAGUCUGGAGUCUCUGUGCGCCAGUGGUUCCUCAUCUCUUCUGUAACACGGUAGCAAUUAUAUUUAAUGAGGUUAAGUACCAAUAAUAUGGGGACGCGGGUGGCUUGCCAAUUGGAAGGUCUGCGGUUCGAAUCCCCGCAAUGGGGUGAGCUCCCGUUGUUCGGUCCCAGCUCCUGCCCACCUAGCAGUUCAAAAGCACGUCAAGUGCAAGUAGAUAAAUAGGUACUGCUCCAGCGGGAAGGUAAACGAUAUUUUCGUGCACUGCUCUGGUUCGCCAAAAGCGGCUUAGUCAUGCUGGCCACAUGACCCGGAAGCUGUCUGCAGACAAACGCCGGCUCCCUCAGCCUAUAGAGCGAGAUGAGUGCACAACCCCAGAGUCGUCCGUGGCUGGACUUAACGGUCAGGGGUACCUUUACCUUUACAUUUACCAAUAAUACUGUAUUUCUAUAAUUGCUGAACAUCGUGUGAAUGUUCUUAGCCAGCUGCAUGUAUACAAGUAGAAAGGAGCAAGGCAAUCAGUGUGAAGGGAGAUAAUGCCUUUGUGUUUUCAUUUUGCCCCUGCAAUGUUUCAAUCAUGGAGGUGUUGGAAUGGUAUCUUAUGAAGUACACUGAAAUAAACUCUCUUGAAUAAGGUAACAAACUUGAACCUUUUUGAUUUAAAAAAUUGCAUAUAGAUUCUAAACUAACAACCAUGCAACCAAUUCCUCAUAAAAUACGACUUUAGACUUAAACAUAAGACUUUUUGUACAACAACAGCACCCCAAUCAAAAAUGUCACUUGCAGGUCCUUUGGCACAUCUGAAGUUGUUCUUUGGAUCAUGAUACUUAUCUCUCAAUUUUAUUAUAACUCGCCUUUAAAAAUCUAUGAAAAAGCUCACUUUCAAUACCGUAUCCAAGGAAUGGCUUAAUAAGCUGUAUAUGCUGGCAGUUGUAUCAUAUCAAAUUAAAUACACCCCCCCACACACACAAAUUCUCUUUACACACAGGUGUAAUUUUUUAAAUUAAAAAACUGUUGGUAGGGUUUAUUUUUUUCAUUAGGCAAAGAACUGGAUACAGUGGAGGUAACUAACAAAAAGCUGUUCAUCUUUUUAAGAAUAAGUUAUUCUUUAUGUAUCUCCUGCAGAUCAAGAAUGUAGUUACAUCAUCCAGGAACUGGAUAGAAUCAGAAUUCAUUCCAGAAAUCGUGACUCAAAAUUGGCUUCAUGUCUAGAACUAUUUGCUUGCUGAUCUACGUUAGACGUUUUAGAAAGGGCAAAGUGACACUGCAGCAGUAAGGAGAUAAAAUCAUUGUUAACUUACUGUCACUAUUAUAAUUUGUAGGCACUUGGUGGUGAUUCAAGUUGUCAAGGGUGAGGAAGGGCCUAGCUUGGUAGAAAGCCCGUUGGUUGCCAAGAAGAGGAGCUAGAAUAAAGUUCACUGGCUUGUGGUAAUGAGACCUCCAAUGAUUGGAGAACAGAGGAGGUGGUGGCUGGCUGAUGAUGCCAUCUUGUUUGUUUAGUGGCUUGGCUUUUAAGUGAGGCUGAACUUGCAGCAGUUUGGUUUUUUUUAAGUCUGUUUUAGUCUGUCUGUAUUUUCUCUAAAACUUUAUCGUUGAGCUGUGCUUGUCAGUGCCCUGGUCAGUCAAGUGUCUACUAAAAGUUUGUGUAAGAGCCAAAAAGGAAAACUGGUGUUGAUAACAAGACAGCGAAUAAAAAUGAAAUUGCCUUUUGCAGGCAAAAGACUUCCUUGUUUUCUGCCGUGUAUUUAAUUGGGCGAUUUAAAAGAAAAUAAAUUUGCCAUAUAUAACCAUUGAAAUGCAGCCCUACUUCAUGUCAUGUAUUAAGUACAGUACUCAAAACUACUGCUUAGCUUUCUGGCUUUUGCCAUUGCAACUGGACACUUAGACAUCUGUAUAGUCAAUAAUCUUUGUACAUUUGCAAAGGGUCUUUUAAACAGCAUCAUCUGUUUCUUAAGUUGACCUCAAUGUCUCUCCAGCUCUUCUACCUGCAACUUUAAAAAAUCAUUUAAAUCUCUUCCUUUGCUGCCAAUCUUCAGUCAUCUGAUAAUUAUAAGGAGUCUGUUCUGCAGUAAUGUAUCAUCAGAUCUAUCCAUCAGUGUUUGGCUAUUUCACUUGGGAGAAGAAACCUACAAAUUGCCAUAUUCUAAAUACACCUUCUGCUAAACAUAAGAAGAUAUGAAUCAGACGAAAGGCAUUCUUUUCUCACAGUUGCGAAACAGAUGCCAAUGGGAAACCUACAAGUAGGAAAUGAGCAUUAUAGCAUUCUCCUGCAUAUGAUCCUCAGCAACUGGUAUUGAAAGCAGUGUUAGAAACUCAGAUAUAUAAGCUAGGCACCAAACCAAGGUUACAGUUUCCAAAACGGAAAGUCUACUUGCCAUUUUGGGGCAAGAUGGCUCUUAAGUCUUCUUUUUCAAAUGAUGGACUGGAUGUGAUUGAUUAUCAGUUAAACAUCUGGCUGGUUCAGAUGACAAUUUUGAGCUAGAUUAAGAACUUUGAGGACUGAAAGAAGAAAAGUCACAUUAUCUAGGGACAGUCCACAUAUAUAUUGGCCUAUUCCUGCCUCUUUUUCUUAAUGAUGACACACACCAUUCAUAAGAAUAUCCUUCACAACUGUGAGCACGGCAGUGCGGUGGGGUAAGUGAAGACAAGCUACAACAGUUGACUAGAAUGACAUUCGCUGCUGCUGCUCAGUCUGCACAGAAAAGCAUUUUUGGUUCCUGAAAUCCAUUCUGAUCAUCCACAUAAAAUAUAACUGAUAGAAUUCUACAGGAUGGGGUAUUAGUGUGCAAAAACAGUCAAGAUCCAAUGAUCCCCAGGCACGCACCUCCGGAUGGUGGAGAUAUCAGGUGCCAUACAGGUGCCCAGGCAUCUUCACUUGGUUGCAAGUGGUCAGUAGCCAGGUGCAAAAUGCACCUGGCUAAUUUUGGACACUAAUUCAAAGGCAUGUUGCCUCUGACAGUGGAAGUAGGGAACAUAGCUAUCAUGGCUGGUAGUCCUUGACUGCUUCUUCUCUGUGAUUUGUUUAAUUCCCUUUUAAAGCUCUCCAAGCUGGUGGCCAGCACUAUAUUUUGUGGUAGCAAAUUCCAUAAUUAUUCAAUAGCUUGGUUAUUUGGUCAUACAAAUGAGGAAACCAUGAGAGGGGUGUACAUGAAGCAAAUGGGCAAGGAAUAUAUGAGGUCCCAUUUAUGUGGUUUCCCCCAUUACUCCAAAUGAAAUUUAACCAAUACUUGUUUGCUAUGGUUAUGCUGUUUUUAUACAAUGCCCUCAGGGUCAGAAUGGUCAACUUCAUUCCCCAUCAGAAAUCCUAAGCAUGUCAGUCUCAUAAGACAUUGAAUUGAGUCUGAAUAAUACUGUGAUUGUGCUGUUACGGACUUAAAACUUAUUUUACAGUGUGAAUCCCUGUUGACAGCGGAACAUGUUGCUUUUGGCCAAGAUUCAGAGCAGAGAAUUUCUGUCCCCAGCUUUGCUUUUACAAGUGGUCUGUAGUUGGACUGUGCACAGCGCUUUUUAAAAAAUAAAGAACUAGUAAAGCAACAUGUCCCGCUGCCACCAAGACUUCAUUGAAAUAGGGAUAUUUCUUAGGUGCAUAGUUAUCUGAAAAGAAGUUAAUUGCGACUAUGAAACCGUCCAGUUUAACUGCUUAUUGUAUCCAUUAAUCAUAGUGCUAAUUACUUUUAUUGCUUCCCACAACUGAGUGACCUGAAGUUAUUUCUAAGAAUAAAAUACAGUAACACAGUAAAAAAAGGAAUAAACGUAAUCAGAGUAAAAACAUCAGAUCAGAUAUAUUGAGUUAAACCAGCCUGCCUUGAAUAUUUAAAGAUGUCAUUCCUACUCCACAUUAACAUAAUCAGAAUGAAAACUGGUAUCGUCAUGGUCCAGAAAUUUAUGUUAGAAAACAUAGCUUGCAGUGUUUUUCAGUUUUAGGGAUACCACCACCAAACAUUCCCAGACCUUCAGAUUGUCAUUCAGUACCUGGGAAUCGUGUUCUGGGGUUCCUAAGUCAGCCUCCCAUUUUAUGUACAGUGAGGGGGGAAAGUAUUUGAUCUCCUGCUAAAUUUGCCCUUUUGCCCUCUGACGAAGAGGUGACCAGUCCAUAAUUUUAAUGGUAGGUUUAUUCUAGCUGUGAGAGACAGAAUAACAACAGGAAAACCCCCAGAAACCCAGAAGACAAAAGUCAUAGAUUGAUGUGCAUUAUAAUGAGUGAAAUAAGUAUUUGAUCCCCUAUCAACCAGCCAGAUGUCAGGCUACCUGGUAUCUUCACUGUAUGUAAUGAGCUGAGAUUAGAAUACUUUUUUCCCUCACUGUAUGUAUUAUGUAUGUAUGUAUGUAUUUCCCACCUUCGCCCUAAUGUCCCAGGGCAGGUUGUAGCAUUAAAACGCAAUAUUAAAAACAAUUUAAAACAACAUGCAGCCAAAAACAUACAUCCCAAGUAUUAAAAGCCAGGGUAAAGAGCUGCAUCUUCAGCAUUCUUCAAAAGCUGUAUAAUGAAGGUGCCAGAAACAGAUUUGUGGGGAGAGCGUUCCACAGCUUAGCAGCCACCAGUACAGAAAAUAAAUAGAUAAAAACAACUUUCCUCUUCUUCCCAGGUGAUGAUUAUCCUUUUAUCUCACUUCCUAAUUCCAGGUCCCCAAAAAAUCUAAUUAGUGAAACUAGAAGAUACUUGACUUUCCAAAUGCCAUACAUAGCUAAUCUUGAAAUACCAAAACAGCAAAGGGCUUUCACUUUGGCCCAUUGUCAGGCCCUCUCUUCAGCAAUUCAGGAAGGCCGUUAUAGGAAAAUACCAUAUGAGGAGAGGAAAUGCCCAUGUGGCUCUGGGCAGCAGGAAACAACGGAUCAAUGCCAGUAUUACCGUAUAUAGACAUUCGAGCCAGGUUUAUCCAGCCCAUCCCAUAUAGAUUCCCAGGGUGAUCAGAACAACGCAACAUCUCCUUAUUACUACAGGACAAAAGCCCACAAGUCACAUAUUCAGUCGCUAGAUUCUGUAUAGCUGUUUUAACUGGUCUUUUUAAAUUCUUCUUAUUAGUUUUUAUUCACCCAUUAUUUAUGUUUAAUCAAGUAUUCUAUGUAUAUGUUUUAAUCUACAGUUGGUUUUUGCUCCCAUUUAUUUAAUAAUUAUUCGCUUAGAUUCAUACUAUUUAUUUAGAUGUCUUGCUUAUGCUGGUCUGUGACCGAAUAAAGUAAAUUCAAUCAUUCACUUCCUAAUUCCUUCCAUCUUACCCUACUAUCCUCCCCCACCAAGUUUUUGGUGCUUGCAUUGACCCAGCCAGAAGGCUAUGGCAUGACCAGGAAAUGGAGCAGGCACAUGAGGAGGUACUCUACAGGCAGUAGCACUGAGGCCCACCUGAAAAUCUUGGCCCACAAUUUGAAAAACACUUUGUCAGUUGAUGUGCUUUGCAAUAUUGGCUUAUUCCAAAUUCUUCCACAUGUUUGACUACUCCACAUAGGAGCGUGCUGCUGAUACAGGAAACUGUCUUGCUUCCAAGUGAAAGGCCUCUUUGUUCCAGCUAUUGUUCUCUCUAACGUCUGAGGAGAUUUCUAGUUUCUGCCGAAUUACCCUAAAUAAAACUACAUAAGGAAGGUGAAAUGUGCCUGUAAUAUAAGUGUUAAGCAGCAGCAUUGAGGCUUCUAAAGAAUAAAAUAUUAGGGAAAAGAAGUUUAGAUGCAACAAACCAACUAUCUGGUUUAUACAUAACAGGGUGUUAUGGUUUGUUUAAGCCAUCAUUUAUUUACAUACCACAAGUUAACCACAAACAAACAAACAAACAAACAAACAAACAAACAAACAGUGGCUUGAUUCUCCAGACUUUACUUUCUAGCUGCUAUUGCUUCAUGCCUUUGGAGUUUAUUAAGUGUCAUCGGUGGUCACAGGGCACUGGGUUCAAACACAGUGCCAAACCAUAGUUAAAAUUGAUCAGGCCCUGUUUUGGCGCAGAAGCUGCUUUGGUUGCCCUGUAUGUUGGGAGAGAGAUAGGGGAAAUUUGUCCUUGCUAAUUCUCCUCAACAAUAUACUAUGGCUUCAGAUUGUGGUUUGUUGGCUGUAAACAAACCAUGGUUAAGCUGCUGGGCAGGGUUCGUACAUAACACUUGUUGUAACUUGUUGGCAUCCGUCUGUCUUGAGAAACAAUGGAAGAGUGCUAAUAAGCCAGGCCAAAGGAAGGUGCAGUCGCUGAUUUUCGAGUGUAAAGUUGGAAAAUGUACAUAUCAAGUACAGUAUUUCCUCUUUGUACUGAAUUUGUUUAUUUUAUUUUUUUAAUCUUACAUACCAUCCAUCAGAAGGCUGCAGGUUAAGUGUAUGACUAAACAUGGUUGCUAGAGGUUUGCUUCGUGUUUCCCCCUUAAGAUGUCUUCCCCGCCUGCAUAUAUUGGUAAAUCGGCUCUUUCACUUGGUCUUACAAUAUCCCUAAUAAGCAAGCCGUCAUCCUUGGAGAAAAGCUGCAGCUUAAAUUAUUAUCUUGCAGUCGGCUCUUCCAAAUCUCCUUAAGAGCAAGGUCCAGCUGGUAUGUAAAAAUGCCUGUGGUGAGCAGUAGCUGUUUGUCAUCAUCACCUUCUAGUUGGCUUCUGUCUAAAAUCCUGUUCAAUUGUACUUGUAAUACAAGUUAACACCCAACAGUUCUAUCCCAGCUGGAAAUUUUAUAUAUACUACUGAAAGCUGAAAAGCACCAACAGCAUUUGGAAGCUUGGUUUCCUAAAGCAAAUGGUCAGGCUAGGUUUUAAUUGCCUUGCAACCUCCUUUAGCAUCAAUCUUUGCUAUGCCUUCAUCACAGCCUAACCUAUAGUUCUGCCUUUGUCCCUGUCUGUAUUUUAAUGUUUCUGUUUCUGGUGUAUCAUCUAAUGCAUUAUAGAUGCUAAAUAAAUGUAUAUUGGUGAUUUUAGGCAGGAACCAUACCCCAGAACAGAACAAUUCUGAUACAGGAACAUGAUGUAAAGUUGGAGUGUCAAACAUCAGCCUGUUUAUCUGGCUCUUUAGUGUCCCCAGUAUUUAUUUCCUUUUAAAAUAUUUCAACUCUGCCUUUUGGCCCAAAGACCUACAAAGCAGCUCACAAUGCCAAUGAAAGCAGUCUGCAAUAAUAAAACAUAAAGGAUAAAAUGAGAACUGGAACAGAAUUUCGCAGGACAGAGUCAUGACAUAAAAGACAAGGGAAACUAAUGAAUUGCAGUGGAGUAAAAAGAUCUUAAAUGCUUAUCUGAAUACCAAUAAUAAGGUGACUAAUUAGACUCCUGGUGGAAGAGAAUUCCACAACCUGUGGGCAGUGUACAAAAUUUGACCAGGCGCCAGGCACAUUUUGCACUUGGCUAUUGGCAACUUGUGACCAAAUGAAGAUGCCCUGGAGUCAGGAUAGAGGCAUAUGCUUGGGAUCCUUGGAUCUUGACUGUUUUCACACUAACAAGACAUCCUGUAGAAUUCUACCCCUGAUAUUUUAUCUGCACUAACCAGAAAUAAUUUCAGGAACCAAAAAGUCGUCUGGCCCCAAAAUGGAAACUAGAAAUUUGUUUUGGUGACUGUAGACCUGGUUUAAGGAGUCAUUUGAUGCCUAGCUUAUAUAUAUGAGAUUCUAACACUACAGCGAAAGUGCUGGUCCUGCAUCCUGGCCAGUUCAGCAGCAUGUAGAGGAAGAUGACAAACUCAAAGAGUGGGCUGGUCUAUGUGGGAAAAGACAGCCAUUUAACAUUGUCUAUGUAAUCAUGUAGCACACCAAUGGAAAACCUUUUUCAGCUCAAGGACUGCAUUCCCUUCUGGGAGCCCCAUGCCAGUAGGGGCAAAAGUGGACACAGCAAUUAAUAUACAUUUACCUUUGUACAGUACGUUAACAUGUGCCUCUCUUUGCUCCAUUCGGACAAGCAGGAGGCAUCAUCAGAAUGCAAGGACACAUUCCAGGCAGGCAAAAAUAUUUCAGUUGAAAGUAAGGAAAAUAUAUUUGUACAGGCUCUGCAGCAUCAUGCACAAGGUCCAGAAAUCAAGAUUCCAAGGUACAUGAGCAAGGCAAGAGUUUCAUAACUGAAUGGAAGCUAUGGAGAUACCCUAACAGUUGACACUCCCCACCCAGCAUGCAGGACUCUCCUGCCCUAUGAGCAUAGCUGUCAACUUUCAGAUUUGAAAAUAAGGGAUCAGCAGCCUCGAAAAUAAGGGAUCAGCAGCCUCACCUGUCCCGGGGACAGUCUACGGGAUAUCUAACAAUCCGGGAUAGCAGCGGGAAGCAGCGGAAAACGGCGCUGGAAUAAGGGAAUUUCCCGCAAAAAAAAGGGGGAAGGUUGACAGCUAUGCCUAUGAGUCUGCUACUUGCAAGCAUACACACUUGCUCUGGGUGUGUGCUUCCGAUGUCACCUGAGCAUGGCAGCUGGUUCUUGAUGCCCCUCUGCCCCCAGCUCUUGCCACCUCCUGUUCAGCACCGCCCCAAUGAGUCUCUGUGCGUGGCAGAAGGGGCGGGGGAGAGAGCUGGCAGAUAUGCUUCCUCCUCUGACAUCUAUAGACAUAAGGGGAGGAACUCGGCUCCUUCCUCCUGCGUCUCUGGCUGCCAAAUCAUGCCAGGAACUGCUGGAACCAAGAGGCUCAUGUCAUGCCUAAUAAUGACCUGACUUGACCUGGCUUCUCCAGGAAAUCGCACAGCUGAUGCACAAGCUAAAGCGGUGCGAAGGGACUCUUAAUACUGGCUGUGACAUCCCUGCUACACACUACAUAUUUCAAGCGCUUUCAGGACCAAGAAGCCACAAACAGCAGGCCUGAGUGCUUCAUCACAGGUGUAGAAAAUACAACAGUGUAUUGUGGAACCUUCAAGACUUAAGAAUUUUGUUGCAUAGUUUCUAGCCCAGGAAAGCUUAGGCUGUAAUAAAAAUUGUUAACUUUUAAGGUGCCACAAGACUGUGUUGUUUUUAUUGCUACAGACUAACACAGCUGCCUGUGUGGAAAAUGUAGAAAUGGCCCUAACAUGACUGUUUGAACUGCCAUAUGUACUUAUUAGAAGCUUCAGUCUACAGGACGGCCAGGGUGGCUUGCGUUGUAGAGAGGCAGAUAGUGGCCUAGCAGUGGAUCCUCUUUCAAAGACAUUAUUUCUUCCCUAACUUGGCAAUGUUUUCACUGCCUGGGGUAUAGGCAAGGAAGUAAACAUUGGCAGGGGGCAGUUGGUGGAAUCAAGAAGAGGACUUUGCAGAGCUGAGGUUCAUCUAAUCGAGUAAAAAUUGAUAUUUUUGGUGAAAAAGUACAGAUGCAACACUUAGACAUUUGCUUGGUGGGAAAAUGGACAUUUCCUAUCUUUCGCAUCCCCUAAUGCAAAGUUUGUGUCUGAUAAAUUGUGUGGUCUUCAUAGCUCAUCUGGUGAAUGGAAAAGGACACAAUAAGCAAAAAAUGUGAGGGUUCAAGGAAAGAUGCUUUUCUGACAGCAUGUCAAUGAACUAAUCCUGUCAAAAUUGCCCUGCUUAGUUUGAGGCUUCCCAAACCUGUCGCUAUUGAGAAAUUAAAUUUUCUAGGCCAGCUCCGUUUGGCCCACUGCAAUUACAUAACCUGUUUGACUAAAAUCUGUAAGUAAAACCAUUAAUCAGAUCUUACGAUGAGAUUAUUACAAACAGAAGCAGGGCUUGCAGCCAUCAUUACAUCAUCUCCCUUCAUUUACAUUAAAAGCAAAUGCUUUUUGUGUGGAUUCAUCUGAGCUUUUGUGCAGGGAAAUUCCUGUCUUGGUAUUAGUAUCAGAGCCCUGUGUUUAUACAAUGCUGCUUAUAAAAGUGUAUUUUUCAAGCUAGAAUGCCCAUGUCUAGUUAAUUAAAGAGAAUUUCUAUUCCCAAAAUAUGUGGCCAGGGAAAGAGAAUUUCUAUUCCCAAAGUAUGUGGCAGAUAUAUUUUUCCAAAACGUUUUCAAAGGCAAUUUUAAAUAAUUAGCAUUAAAAAAAACUUGUUAAAUUCAAAAUGUACUUCACUGUGUAUAUAGACAAACAUCAUUAAUUCAAAUUAAUUCAAGUCACCAUUAUGUUAAUCAUCACAACCUGUACCAUAAUGCUAGGAGUUUGUUGCAUAGACUUCAUCAAUGAAGGACCCCUGACUUGCUUCCUCUUUGUAGAAGGCUCUCUGAUCAUGUCAGUUCAAUAAAAUAUUUCUGACAAUCUGUACAAAUAAGCAAAACACAAGCAAUAAGCUUCUCUGUUAAUAUACAAUAUGAGCAUCAAUUAUGGAGAGCUGUAUCGAGUUUGAUGUUUUAUUUAUCUUCUCUGUCCACUGUUGUAGAUUGGUAUUAAGCAACAGUUCAUGGGUUUUUUUUUAAAUGCUAAUCAGAAAUAGUACAUCAAUAAAGCUGAUGUAGUUCCCGUAACUUCCUGGCUCCUUCUCAGUGAAAUAAAUAUUUGUUUACUAAAAGGUAAAGGUAAAGGACCCCUGACAAUUAAGUCCAGUCGCAGACGACUCUGGGGUUGCAUCUUGCUUUACAGGCCGAGGGAGCGGGUGUUUGUCUGCAGACAGUUUUUCCAGGUCAUGUGGCCAGCAUGACUAAGCCACUUCUGGCGCAACCAAACACCAAAACCAGAGCAGCGCAAGGAAACGCCGUUUACCUUUCCGCCGCAGCAGUACCUAUUUAUCUACUUGCACUUUUUGUUGUACUUUCGAACUGCUAGGUUGGCAGGAGCUGGGACUGAGCAAUGGGAGCUCACCCCAUUGCGGGGAUUCGAACUGCUGACCUUUUGAUCGGCAAGCCCAAGGCUCAGUGGUUUAGACCACAGUGCCACCUGCGUCCCACUUGUUUACUAACGUGAAAAUAGUAUGCCCACUUUGGGUAUUCCAGUCGUAGGUAUACCAAACUGUAGUUGGUUAGCGGAAACACAGAUUUAUUUCUUUUUUAAUCUUCUUGAAAAACAACCUCUGGUCUGCUGCAGAUUAAUCUUUUCAAAUAUUUCAAGUGGGGAAGAGCUGUGAUCGAGCAUCUGCUUUGCAUGCAAAAGACCUCAGGUUCAAGUCCCUGGCAUCUGCAGGGAUGGGUGAAAGAGACCCUUGUCUGAAACCCAGGAGUGCUGCUACCUGUCAGUGUAGUAGACAACCCAGAGGUAGAUGGACUGAUGGUCUGACUGGAUAAGGCAGAUUCCUGUGCUCCUGUGUGUUUAUUAGUUGUUGCUUAAAACCCCUAAAGGAGAUCUUUGUGUGUGUGUGUAUACAUACACAUGCAUCCGUUUUUUUCACUCUGCUUGACCUUGGUUCUCUGCCUGUUCUUAUGACCAGGGGACAGAGUGGGGGUGAGGAAGCAAUUGGUUUGAGCAUUGCAAGUUGUACUAGGUCUAGGCCUCUGCAGAGAACCUUGACCUCAGGAGAACCUGCUCCUUAGAGCAAUGCUUCCUUCACUUCUAGGUUAUUGCUGAAGUGCUGAACCAGGAAUACAAGAAGCUGCUACACAACCACACCUUUGCUCCCUUGAAAAAAAAACUGCACAGGAUAUCAGAGUAGGCAAUGGUUAUUUAGCAAAGAUGUGUCACAUGGCUGGUGUGUAUAUGUGCUCUCUGUGUAUGUUAUUUCUUGGGAAAGAGCAGGAUUUAGUGCCUGCCACCACAUAGGUUGACUUAGGUAAUUUGUCUUUGCACCUUGCAAAAUAACACCUCCAUGCAAAGAAAACAAGAACUUUAAGUUGUUCGAAAGAAACAACGAAUGAAUCUUCUUUCAUUUGUUGAAAGCUGAAGGCAGCGAUGAGUAGUGCUGUUGACAAAGCUCUUUGUCGUGUCUUACAGAGUGAGCAGAGAGAGAAUUAAGGAAACUUUCUGAAGUAGUCAGCAAAUUAUUGCUGCGAAGCUUGAGAUGUGUCCAUGGCGAUGCGAACAAUUUAUUCAGCAUAAUGCUGCACAUGUUGGCCUUGGUUUUGCUUUGAAAUUCUACAAGUAGAAUACUUUUAGUUGUAAUUUAUUGUGUAGGUCCUAUUAUUAAGAGAAAGUCAGUUAAGAUGAUUCAUUAAGGAAACUUUAGGUAUUUGAAAGAUGUACUAUAUAAGCUUUAUACUUGUGGUUGGCAAAACAGGUGAGCAACUUGCAUAACACGACUAGAUACCCCACUUCAAAAGGACUAGCCCCCAAUCCACAUUUCUUUUUCAGUAUAUUUGAUACUGUUUCUUGUAGGACUAAUGUAACUUGCCAGCAUCUCACAUUGCAUUAAACCAGCACUUUUAUAGUGUAAACCAUUGUUUGCUUUAAACUGUGGUUUUAGUGUGACAUGGAAGCCAGGUCAGUGUUUUCACUUGCUGUGUGUGUUUUAUGUCAGGGUGGCUUCAGUCCCUUCUACCCACAGGAGCAUAAAUAAGGGUGGCUCUAUCAAAAAUAUCUAUAUAAUGGGGGAAGACAGCACUUUGUGUAAUGUCACACGUACAUAUCAUGAUUAUGUGCAUAUUUAUCAGGUUGGAAGUUCAGCUCAAUUCAGUAGGAUUCAUAGGUUUUGCAUCCGUUCAGUGUCUGUAAUACAGCUACUCUGUUUAGUGAAUAAUUGGGCAUAUAUGUCCAAAACAAGACUUACUAUAGUUCUUUUGAAGCCUUCCUUUUCUCAUGCACUUGCAGUAGUCACCAUCUACCCUGUUGACCAAGCAGAAACCCUUGGCUCCUUCCUUUAAAUCCCCUCUCUUUUUUGCUCUCCAUAUCUAGUCUGUUACGUUGUGUUGCUUCCCUUUGCACAGCCUUCCAAAACUACUACUGCCCUUUCCUCUCCUUCCUCCUCAGGGAAAACACUGGCUCACACUUCAUUCAUAUUCCACCUGGUCAACUGCAACUUUCUCUUUGCCCUUCACUUGUCAUGUCUCAGCCCUAGCCAGAGCUCUACCGCCAAAAUAAUUUCUCUUGUCAAUCAAACCAUGUGACACCUCUCCCUCAAUCUGAAUGCUGGCUUGCUAACACUUCUGGCACAAACUCCUCAUACAUACUUACAGCCCCCUGUGGCCUUGACCCUCCUCUCUCUCUGCCCUUGGGUCCAAGUGUAUAUCUGCCAUUGUCUAUGACCCACCUUUCCUGGGAAGCCAUUGGGGGUUUUCCUCAGCCCCUGCUGUAUUACAAAUACAUGUAACCAAAUGGCAUGCAUCCUUCCCUUGUUUACACUCACCUCCAUUAUCCACCCCUUGAUAUAUUGUCUCUCCUAUGUUGAACUUCCAGAUUGCCAGCCCUUUUAGAUUGCCAGGGAGCUGCCUUUUUGAUAACCUGCAAAACACCGUGGCAUUAUCGUUUCACCUCAAAUACUGAGCGCUAAGCAGAAGGGAACAUCCGUAGAUACCAUUUUCUUCCAGUCCAUCACAUUAACAGUAAACUGAUGAACAGACGUUUUAAAAAACUAAUGCCCUGUGGGAUAUCUUGUGCUUUCAGCAUUUCAUCCCUUCUCUUCUCCCCCACUCCUUCUUUAAGACUAAUGUUGUUUUUGAAUGGGCGCUGACACUAACUGAGAGUUCUCACUGUAGCCUCUUAGAACUGCCCUAAUUUUAAGAUGUUUAUAAAAUCUUCUUACGUAAUUGUUACCCAAGUCUCCCUCCCUCAUGCACAUGCACCAUAAACACAUCCCCAUCUUCUGGAUUGAUUAUUGUAAUGUAUAUUGUAUUCUAACAUGUCAAGACGAUGGUGGAAACUGUCUUAUUCAUUAAGUGCUUAUACUAAUGGGAUUCUAAAUGGGGAUCCACAUCUCUUGUAAUCUAUUGAAAUAUUAUUUGUUACUGUAGCUGAACCCUUUUUGAUGUAGAUGUUAUUUUUCUAAAAAUUCCACUACUGUGGCUGAUACUUGGAUGAAAUAUUAUGUUAGGGUUGUCGCCAAUGACAUUUUACUCGGGGUAGACCCAUUGAAAUGAGUGGAUCUGAAUCAUGUCCAUUCAUUUCAAUGGGUCUAUUCCCCGAGUAUGACUAACACUGCAUGCAACUCAGUGUGUUCCACUUGAAUAAAUAUGCAUAUUUAUCUGCAAAAAUGUGCAAGGAAGGACUGUGAGGGAGAAUGACAUGGGAAUGCAGUAAACAUGAGAAAGAUGGGGCAGGGGGAGAAUGUUUGCGUUGCUGUAAAAAGUUUGGAUGAAUUAAUUGGCCUGUUGUUACUGGAAGGCAACCACUCUCUGCAUAGCCUGCCUUCAGGACCAACAGAGUAAAGGUACUGUGAGCAGAGGGCUGCUUUGGCUUGAGAAACACUUUGUAAAGAGAAAUACUGAAAGUCUGACAUUCAGGAAAAUCCCUGAUAGAUUUUCUCCAGUGAGAUUCCAAUCUAGUGUAGUUGUGGUUAUUCUUAUUACUAAAUAUGUGCUUAUGAGAAAUCUAAAUGUCCACCAGAAAAAUACUCUCAUGAUUUGUGCUGAAAGAUCAGAAUUCUGCUUUUGUGUAUGCUGAUAUCAGGUUAGAAGAAUGACCACAUGUUCAGUAAAGAUUAUUUAUUUUCAAGCAACAUAUAAUGGACUCUCUCUUGCCUCCUAAUUUAUAGCAACCUUCUCUGGGAUAGAUGCAAUAAAGUCCAGUGCAAUUAUUCUAUAGCAAGCAGAUUUCAGAGUUUUUUCCUUGAGGUUCUUUGCCAACUCUGUUCUGUACCAUAAACAGGCAGCUUAGCUUACUGUAAAUUAGACUUGUUCUUUGACUUUUUUUUGUAUUUGAAAUAUUGCUGGAGGAAAAUAUUUGUUCCUACUCCCUGUGUAUUAAGUUUCAUUGUGCAAGUUGCAAGAUGUAGAAUGCUGUUUUUCUUUGCUGCUAAAUUUCCCCUCCAGCAAAGUGUGGAUUGCAGCCCUUGUCCAUUAUCUAUCUGUAGCAUCUUAAAAGUAUUUCAGUCAUCAGUUAGUAAUUGUUAAGGCUUCAUUCAUCACUUGCGGGUGAAUGGAAAAGCAAGAACAGCUAACACCCUCUCUCAUAAUACAGUACUAGAACCCAGGGUCAUCCGAAGAAGCUGCAUGGUGGGAGAUUCAGGGCAGAGAAAAAGGAAGUACAGUGGUACCUCAGGUUAAGAACUUAAUUCGUUCCGGAGGUCUGUUCUUAACCUGAAACUGUUCUUAACCUGAAGCACCACUUUAGCUAAUGGGGUCACCCGCUGCCACCGUGCUACCGCCGCAUGAUUUCUGUUCUCAUCCUGAAGCAAAGUUCUUAACCCGAGGUACUAUUUCUGGGUUAGUGGAGUCUGUAACCUGAAGCGUCUGUAACCUGAGGUACCACUGUACUUUGCUCAGUUGAAUGUUCAUUACCACAAAUUCCCUAACAAGACAUGCUUAUAGUGACCAGCUUGAGCAACUUCAAAAGGGGAUUAGAUAGUUUUGUGGAGGAAAGACUGUCAAUGGCUAUUAGUCAUGAUGGGCAUGCAUUACCCUCUAUCAGAGGCCGUAUGCCUCUGAAUACCAGUUGCUGGAGAACAUGAAUUUGAGUGCAUCCUGCAUAUGAGUAUAGGUAUCUGAUUGGCCACUGUGGGAACACGAUGCUGGACUGAGUGCACCUUAUGCUCUUGAGCUCGUUGAGAGUAACAGGCAAAAUGUAAUGCAGAAUGAUUGAGGUCUGUCAUCUGAAUAAGAAAGACAUUUUCAUUUGAUUUUUAUAUUUUAUUUGGCUGGAGUAUGGCUAAAUUCUAACUUGUGCUUUUUAUCACGUUUGAAGCUUUUUAAAAAAAUGACAUAUAGUGCUUCUGCACUUGGAGGUUCUAUAUGAUAUCCCACAAAGGUCAGAACAACUCUCUUGAUCAGUCACCCCAGACAUUAUCUUUCUAUAUAGCAUGCUUUUGUUAGUGGGAGCCAGGCAGAUGGCUUCAACUUUGCCACCCAAAGAAAGGACAUAAUGAUUAAUGUUUUGUUAGGUCUUCAUUAGACUGCGUACAUCAAGCUAGCUGAUUAUUCCUUUGAUGGGAAUGUUUUUGCUGCUGUAGUUUUUUUGUUCGUUUAUGGGUCUGUUUAUGGGUUAUUAGAAUGGUUUUAUGGAAAUGUGUUGUUUUAUGUUGCACGCUUCUGACUUUUGACAUUUUGUAAAUCGCUUAGAGCCUUUUUUGUAUUAAGCAACUAAUAAAUCAAAUAAUAAUAAAUAAUAAUGGCAACUUGUUACUGGAGACCUAAUUAAUUUUAAGUUUUAUCGAUCAAUUUAAUUGACAUCACAGCCCCAGCAUUGAGAACACUAAGGAUAGUUUCCAUCUGUCUCUUCAUACAGGUAGGCAGCUAUCUAACAUGGGAUUGAAAAUUGCAGCUGGAUACUUUUCAGAAAAAUAAAGUUUAAAAGAUUUGUUGCAAGUGAAGUGUUGCUGACUUGGGUGGUAAAUUGGAGCUUUAGUGAAUUACACUAGGAUAGCAUAAGGUUGGCUGUUUUGUUUCAGAAUUUUUCAAAGUGUGUAUUGCUGCAUUGGAGUAUAUGACAGAUCUAAAAGAGUUUUGUCAUAGCAAUGCAAAGGGGAAAUAAAGCAAUUAAACAUGCAUAAGUUGUUUAGCAGUCAAACAUACAUAAGUAGAUGUGGACAUCAAGCCCUCCUCGAACAGAAAUAUGCCCUUUAUUUCAGAAUACAGCAAUUGGAAUUAAAAUAUACUACAUUGCUAUCUUUAUUAUUUUGCUAUUUUCCUUUCAACCUAUAAGUGUGUACAGUUUUUGCAAGAAACAAAGAUGUUUUCUGCUUCGUGACCAAAUUUGCUGUGGUUGCUAAAUAAAGGCAUAACUAUUAUUGUAGUGAAUGUAUUGGCUGGUCUGUUAGCAAACUGACUUGGUUACUUCUCAUUUUUGUCUUGUUCCAAUUCACUUGUCCUGCUAAGUAUGUUGUUGAGGUGAUGAUACCAUUUGGGGAUGUAAGAGGUGUAAAUGAAAUAUUUCAUGUUCUUUCUUGAAAAAUGUAUCUAUGCAGAACAGAUUGCAUAUCCACAGUAGAGUAGAUGGUCAGCAUUACUUCCAUAAAAGGUGCACUUGGGUGAAAUCAGUUUUGAUCAGUAGUUGUUUAUUACUAUUGAUUAAUACAGUUCACAUAGGUAAGUUCUCCCCUUCUCUAAGGAAAUUAAUUGUGUUAAACUCUAACAAGAAUGUUGUAUUACUAUAUGUUUUAAUCUGUAUCUGUCACGUCCAGAUCUAUUGAGCAGGUUUGUUUGUUUGUGUAUGUGCUUCCUUUCAGAGCAAAACUCUCCCAUCAAAAACAGCUUGCAUCAAAAACAUACUGCACCAUUUCAAUAAAACUGCAAUAUAAAACUAAAACUUUAUAACCUGAAAACAGAGGCAGUUAAAACAAUACCGACUACCACAUAUUAAAAAGAAAUGUGAUUUUUUUAAAAAAAUCAAGCUCAGUUUAUAAACCAAUAGAGUAGGAGUCAUUCACAAUCGAGAAAGAGAAUUCUACCAAGAAGUCUCUUUUACCCUUGUCUCACAAACCUAAGAGUUCUUGAUGGCAGGGCAUCUGAGGCCAACCUCAAGGUCUAGGCAGAUUAAGAUGGAUGCAGCCAUCCUGCAAAUAACUGGUCCAAAACUGUGAAUCUAUAGUCCAUUAAUAUGUGUCCCUACUUUUCUUUUUUUUUAAAAAAAAGGCCAAAAAUCACUUCUCAUAAUAAGCCACCUAAUCAACAAAUCAGUACCAUCUUCCAGGUUCUUGACAGUCUACUUCCUGAUUCUUUGCAACUGUGUUUUACAUGUCAGUUUGCCAGGAUGGAAUGUGUGGUUGGGGCUGGGGUCGGGAGACAGGGUGAUGGACAAGGAGAAUAAUUUUGGGGAGAAAACUUUUCUGGGCCUAGUAUAGCCACAGACUUUGCAUUGCCAACUCCUCUUUUAAGAAGCAAGACAUUUGGUUCUGAAAGUAGCACGUUACCAUUUCCUUUCUGAAAGGGGAUAGGGAGAGAUGCAUCUGUCUUCAUGUUGCAGUGAGAGCACACAGCAUGUGUUGAAUGGGCUUCUCUUUUCUGCACUCGACAGGAAGAACACUGUCCUCAGCCAUGUUUCAUGCGCAAAACCCUUCUUCGGGGCUUGCUUUUUAUGUGGAUAUCAUUUUUCCAGUUAAGAUACAUCCUUAAUGUUCAUGCUUUUGGCUUGGUCAACUGGCCUUUAUACAAUUUACUGCUCCCCAUCACUAUGCUGCCACCAUAAAUUUAUGUUAACAUUUACUUAUUACUUGCAAACUAAAUAAAAAGUCCCACUCUAUAGCAGUGUAAAUCAAAGGAGAGUGGAGGGUCACCCAAAUGCCUCGGAAAUACUGACUCCUGGAAAUGGUUUGCACCAUUACAGAUGUCCUUUACUUCAGAAUCCUUAACUAGAAAGAAAACAUACCAGAUUGCUGUCUUUAUUAUUUUUCUUGGAACCUAUAAGGCUGUAUAUUUUUGCUUUCCAUUUUUGUGAGGAAAUGACUAGUUCAGUCUACUUCCCCUCUCUUUACCUGCUCUGUUUCACCUCUUUGUGCCACAUAUAGGAAACUCAAGGUAAGCCCCAAGCAAAGACAUCACCUCUGGUUACUCUAGUAAACAGUCAGGACAGAAUGUACUAUGAAGGAAGAGUGAAACAUCCAGUCUCUGGUGGAUGAGGAGGUUACUGUUUUUUGUUCUUGUCAAAACAAGAAUGUGCAAGGCUUUCUCCUAGUGACUAAACUUUGGAGCAGAAAAGUUAACCUCACAUAAUGGGCAACUAUCACAAUGCAGUUUGCUAGUGAACUUGGGGAGAGCAUAACAUACUAUCUCUGAUGUCUACCUGUGAUGCAUGUUGGAGAGCCUGAAGAUGAUUUUUUCAAUGUGAUUAACUCAUUGAAUCCCAUAUUUCUUUCUACAGAUUACCUGGCUAACCAUGGCCGUCUGAGUGAGUCGGAGGCCAGGCGCAAAUUCUGGCAGAUUCUCUCCGCUGUUGAAUACUGUCACAGCCGUAAGAUUGUGCACCGUGACCUCAAAGCUGAAAACCUCCUGCUUGAUAACAACAUGAAUAUUAAAAUAGCAGGUACCUCAAUACUUUUUUCCCUUUUGUCCUAGUGCCUGGGGAAUAAAUUCCUCUUUCCUCCAAGUGACUUUGGCAAACUUCCUAUAGCAGCCCUAGAGAAAGUGGAAAGACAGAGAGGAUUUCCUGAUAUGCCCCCUUUGCAUUAUGGGUGGUGUAGGCUUUUGACACUAAGUUCUUACUAAAAAUAGCUGCUGCUUGUAUUUCUUUCUUGGGGGAAAAUGGCAGUAAUUUUGUAGGGUUUUAUGAAUUUUUGUAGUGUCAUGACAACUUGCUAGCAUUGCCAGAUGUGCUGGUUACAAUCAAAUUUAAUCAAAUAAUUCUUGAGUAUAAAAAAGCUCAAAAUGGAAACUCUCUGGAUUAUUUUAGCAUGCUUGAUUUAAUUUUAAUUACAAAUUUAGACACAGCAGAUGUUCCUUGCAAUAGAUAAUUUUCUUUUGCCUCAGUAUAAUACUAAGGAUCCUUGGAUUGCCAGACCAGAAUUUCAAAAAUGAGGGACACUCAUUUUUAAGCUGCUGAGAGUUCUAUAGAGCAGUAGAGUUCUUGGAAUAAAAGAUGUCUGGCAAGUUCUCCAGAUGGUGUUUAGCUUCAAGGAGGAGGGAAUAAUGACUGUUUAAGGCUUCUUAGCAUUUUCUUACGUAGGGAUAGAUGACAGAGAAAGAAGAGCAGCUGCACCAAGGAAAAAAAGUUGGCAGUAAAGUUAGCUUGUUAAAAACAAAUCCCCAUGAAAUUAAAAAUCACUCUGAAAGACACACAGUGCUGGUAUCAAACAGUAGCACUGCAUACAGGAGGGAAAGAUACAAGAGGCCAGCCUUUCCCAACCUGGUGCUCUCCAGAAGUGAUAGCUGGGGCUCGUGGGCAUUGUGCUCAAACCAUCUGGGCACCUGGUUGGGGAAGACUGCAAUAGCUCAUGCACUUGUGCUGUGGUGAAUCCAACCCCCACACAACACACAUAUCCUACCCAAGCCUGGCUUGAUGGGUUUUACAGAGAAGACUUACUCCUUCCAUUGAAAUUAGUGAAAUUCAGUGGACCAUAAAGCACUGGCCUUAAUGCAUGAAAAAAAACAGGAUAUUAAAAGGAUAUUGGAAUGAGAUUUUCUUUUGCAAGGAAGGCAGAGAAGUAGUUUGCCCCUAUAACAAAUGGACCACUUGCAUACAAAAAAGCCUGCAAACUAUUUUUUUUUCUAAUUUGUUCACUUAAAAAAAAUCUCCCAUAGACACAUUUUAAACGGGAAGUUGGGAAAUGGGGAAGUGUUCAGUUCCUCACACUAUGUAGUUUGCUGUGCUAAGAAAAAUGGGGGUCCUCUUGGGGCAGCAAAUAAAGGGUUGAAGGACAGAAAAACUACACAGCAAAAGAUCUGUGUGUAACUUGUUUGCAUUGAUGAACUUUGAUGACAAGAAUCCUUCAUAUGCUGUUGUGUGGCGGCAGCAGCAGCAUUUUAUUUAUCAAUUUGGGCUGCACCAUUGUCCCUUUUUAAAGACACACUGUGUGCCUUAAGGAUGGAUCUGGCAGUCUGGGACAUCUGCAUGUGGUAAUCAAGUGUCUUGGUUUUUCAUACCUCUGUCAGAAUGGGUGAUGCUUUUUUGUUUGUUUGUUCUAUUGCAACCCAUGUUCUUUGGAAUUCUGGCACUUGUCUUCUGUAUCCUCCAUGAUGAUUUCAGCGCUGUAAAAAUGAACACUAAAAUUGAAAUAUUUGGACACUGUGACCUAAAGGCUCAAAGUUUGUGCUGAGUUUCCACUCCAUGGGUUCUUGACAUACUUACUACAUUUUUAUUCUGCCCUUUUCCUAAGAAAUGCAUGAGAGCCACACAUAGCCUUGCUUCCUCCUCACCAACACACAUUUUAUUUUCACAAUGAUAUUGGGAGGUAAGUUGGGCUGGGAGUAACUGGUCCAAGGUAGCAGAGCAAGGAUUUGAUUCUGUGUAGCUCCUAUCUUUAAUCCAGCAUGAAAUUCACUAUACUGCAUUGAAAUCUAAAUUAUAUUUCAAAAGAGUCCUGGGAUCAGAACAAGUGCCCAUCUAAACCAGCAACCUGUUCCUAACGCUUACUAGCCAGAUGAUUCCUGAAAGUUCACAUCAAAGAUAUGAAGGCUCUAGCCCUCCCAUAUUAAUUCCCCAACUACUAGUAAUCGCAGGAACAUUGCCUCUGAAAGUGCAGGCUCAACUCGGCUAUCCUUGUCAGUUUUCAUUGACAGGCCUAUACCCCCCAGGAAUUUGUCUCUUUUUAAAACUGCUUUAGCCAUCGUCAAUCACUACAUCAUUUCAUACUAUUUUUGCUCAGUAUAUGAGCUAUGUAUUUUUCAAUGGCUUUGGGCACUCCCUUUUGAAAUUCAAAUGACUGUUUGUGAUACUGCAUCUGUCUUGCCUGCUUGAAGAUCUCUGUACUUCCUUUAAUUACCCAAAUUAAUACUGACCUUAUUUUUAAAUACUUUAAAUAUGACCAUUUACCAUAUGGUAACGUAUGACGUUGGGUCAUGUAGCCACUUGCUACAAUGAUAAUCUCUCUGGUGAAUUUUACACUCCUGGUUCUUACCCAGAUUUCUGAAUAGUUUGCUAAAAUUCUGUUAAUGCUAGGAUGGGUGGUUUGGAGGACUGAUCUAAGCAAGUUCUAAUAUAUAUGUGUUGGAAGCCACCCAGAGUGACUGGGGCAACCCAGCCAGAUGUGUGGGGUAUUGUUGUUGUUGUCAUUGUUAUUUUCAUUGUUCCUGAUAAAUGGUUGCAUGGACUCUAUGUGAAUUUUCCUAUGGAGAGGGGCACGGUUUGGUGCAAGCCUGGCAAUUUUUCUCCCAGACUUCUUGGGAGAAAACACAGUUCUGUUGGCUAUUCUGCAAAAAUAUUUGUCCUUCUGGUUAGCUUUUGAGGGGCUUGUGAAGACUGUUAGGCGCAUCAGUCUUCCAGGUGCUGUGAAAGUGAUGACACAGAAUUGUGUUUCAGUGGGCCCCUUUGUAAAAGGAAGCAACCAUCUGGGCCUGACAUUGUAAUUGCAGCACUUCAGAGCUGGCAGAGAUGUUGCUGUCUUGCGUGUUCUCGACCCACUCCUUAAAGUCCACAUUAGCCUCUUUAAAGGCCAGGAGGGUUAAAUCCAGCAAAGCAGUUUGAGCAUCAGUGUGAUGCUGUGCAGAAGAGAGGACUCCAUGAUUUGAAUGCAGUUAGGUCAUUUGAAGGAAAGCGGGGACGGGAGACUGUUAUUUUGAAAGGGCUCACAGCAGCCUUUUCUGCUGGUGGACUGUGUAACAUGCAUUGACGUCAGAACUGGGUGAUCAGUGAUCAGUAUUCAGUUCCUGCAGUGGGUCAGGUUUAUGCCUCUCACUCAUUCCUUUCCUUUUAUCAGCACCUCUCUUUGCAAUUACUGCCUUGCUCACAUUACCAAAUAACAAAAGAUCCACACAUCUCCCUCCUGAAGCUGAGGAGAGAUGCCUUCUGCUAGCAAACAAACCCAAUUUCUUAAAAUUACUCCCCUUUAAAACUCAUUUGCUCUUUUUAGACAAAAGAGUUUUCAAAUUCUUCAAACUGUAGGGGAAGGGAGCUUAUUUUGCUCUGGAGCCCUUUGCUGUGGAUUGCUGUAUCUCGUACAUUAGUAUUAAAUAAUAAACAUCACAGAAAACUGGUGGGUGUGUGAAUUUGACAUGCAGUAUUGCCCAACAGGUGUUCCCUGGUUGUACAAGGCUCUGUAAUUUUACCUUAUCAAAAGUAUUGCAUAAUCUGGUUUGGAAAUUUCCCAAGUAAGAUGCUUUUUAAAAAGCUUUAAUUCAUAUGGAAAUAUUGUUGUUUUCCUGUCUGUCUCUGUGUUGUUGUUUUUUAAAUCUCAGCUCAGUAUCGCAGAUUUUAGAAUUGUGGGGAAAGGGUCUUUACACCUGCAUAGGAAGCAAGGUGGGAAUAAUUUGCUUCAUCUCUUUUCAAGGUUUGCUAGGGUGGAUUUUUGAAAAGUUCACAACAAAGACGGUAGUAGAAACUGACUAACAGAGGGCAUUAGUUAUCAUAGAUUAAUUUUCUAGCUUCUAGGGUGAGGGAAGAUAGAAUGAAUGGGGAAAUGUGACAUGAACAGCCAUCUGGGUUUCCCAGCAGUGUUCAAAUAAAAGGAGAACAAGUUUCUUCCUUACUAGAAGAUUAUCACUUCACGGCUGGGAAGGACCUCAAAGUAAAUUAGCCAGUCCCCUGCCAUUAAAAAGAUCAAUACCUUUACAGCCCUCAGCAAGUAUUUAAUUUAUUUCUAUUCUAUUAGUGACUUCAUAAGAUCCCUUUUGCAAUUAAUUCUGUGGCUCUUCUUCCUUUCUUGACAUUCCUUUUUAUUAUAGCCAUCCUUAAAGCAGCCAUUAUGAGUGUGAAUGUUUAGCAUAUUGCCCCUUCAGCCACCCACUUCUUUUAAAGCUAAAACAGUUUCAAUGCCUUUUGUUAUCCUCUUAGGUUUUGCGUUGGAUUUAUCUAUAUCUAACAUUCUUAAAUAACUCAAACUUAAGGCUCUAGGUGGGCCACAAAAUUUAUAAGACAUAAUCUCAGCAGUCACCAUCCAAAGUAAAGCAAGCAGUUACAUACCCUGGGAAAAAUAGUGAAGCAAAAACCACUCUUGCUUGCCACUGACUGUGUUAGCAGGCAAAAACCUGUAAGCAAAACCUUCCAGUCUCCUUUUCGCAACCAUGCCCAAGGAGGAGACAAGCCUGAGGUUCACUGUGUGUGGCUCAUUCUUGUAAUGCUAAACUUUGGUCUAGCAUUACAUGCACACCAGGCCAUCUGCUUAUCUGGUCAAAGAGCAGCAAAAUCAGAUGAUUUUUCUUGCGCCACUGGCAGUUUUCUUCUGACAUAUCAAAUUUGAAAAUAGUGAUGUGUACUGUACUCUUGGAAUGGUUUUUAAAAUGGCUGUUUUUAAGUGGAAAGUCGGUUAGGUCUGUAUUCCUAUAUUUGAGGUGCAGGUGCAGAACUGCUUGGAAAUCAGUUCCUCAUUUGUAUAUUGUUUCCAGUGUUGGACAUGUUAGACCCUGAGGUGUGUGAUUAGGGCCGUCUGAAGGCCCCUACCUUUGAAUGAAAUAUGGAGGCAGAGUUUGUCCGUAUCACACUAGGAGUCCAUGUCAAGCUGCUUCUAGUAGCACAGGUCAUGCAAGGUAAACUGGGAUCUCGCUCUCCAGCAUAAUGCAGCGUGUUCGCCACUGGACCAAAGUCUCUAUGAUGCCUGUACAACUGCAGCAUUUAUCCAGUCAUGCUGUCUGCUGACCAAUGCCACAUGGCACUUGCAUGCCUUGGCUUAGAACUAUGCAGUUGGGAGAUAAGACUAAACAAACAUCUGUUACCAAACUCGCUUUGAGUUUCGCUUCAAAGUUUCUGGAACUUCACAAGUGAACAAUUACGCUCAAGAAUAUAUGAGGCUUGUUAGUCUGAGGUGUGAUUCUUUGCAACGACACAGUUGGAAACCUAGCUUGUGUGCCUCUGUGCUCCACGGAAAAGUAGUAAGAGCAGCUCUUUUAGAGAGGCCAUUAUGAAGUAAUAGUCCGUGCACCUUACUAUGCUAAUAGCAAGUGUGCAUGAAGUCAUGCUGUACAAAUCUUGCAUUACAAACACUAUGCAAACGUUGUAUGUUAUACUUUUGACAGCAGUAUUUGAUGGAAUAAAGUGUUGAGAGAACUGGAAACAUACACUAGCAUGUCUCCUGGAGCCUUUUAAACCAAGAAUACUAUACUGGUGCCCUAUACAUUGGUGCCCUUAGGAUCCUUUGUUUCCACUAUCAUGCCAGCUUUGCAGGUGACAUUAAAAUGUACAAGAGUACAAAUGGGCUCUUGCAUUCACUCCAUUGUGUCCUCUUCACCAAGCUGCUUAAUUGUUCACCUCUGCGUUUGCUCUUGAGCUGUGAGUUCUGCCCUUGAAGCUGUUCUUACUAUGCAGGUUAUAUUUUAGCUCCUUUUAAGGCUCUCACAGUAAGGGUAACUUCAGUCGCUUCUUGGGAAUGGAUCUGCAAUGCAUAUAGGUGGGCUGGUAGUAGUUAAUGCAGUUGCAACUUCCUGCUGAGAGUUUUCAUCACAUGGCAGAGACCCCAUGCUGAGCAGAACUUGGAGUACCCAGAGAAGAGUGGCAAGCAGGGGGUAGGAAAACAGGAAUCCAGACCACCUGCAUUCUCAGGAUCAAGGCUAAAAACUGCUUUCAGAUUCCUAACACCAUCAUCACAGACACCUGUGAUUGUUCUAGCCAUGCCUUCCAGAAAAAAACCUUUUUCAUAGGAUCAAACAAAAUGAGUGACCAUGGACAACGCCAUUGUGUAGAAUUGUACCCUGUUUCUACAAUGUCUUUAUAGUUUUAGGCUAAUUAUCUUACACAUCUCUGAUUGAUAUAUAAAAAUAAUUGGGGCUAUACGUAGUACCCACACAGUGAAGUCACAGUACUUAAUUGUACGCAGCAGCACCAACAGCACAAGCAGCCUUUAAUGGAAACUCAUAAACUGAAGGCCUGGAAGAACCAAACACUGCUAUUGUUCUACAAAUGUUCAAUGCAGCUCCUAACGUUAGUUCGUAACAGGAAGGGAAGGAGAUGUCUUUCCUGUACUACUCUGUGUCUAACCUUUGAUGGUGCUUAGUAGGAACCAGGCCUGGCCCAUUGAUAAGGCAGAGCAGGGUGAGGCACCCGCCCCAAGCAGUGGAAGCCCAAGAGGUGGUGCCGACCUCUCCUCUGCUACCCGUCCUACCACUUCCAGAGGGCAUGAGAUGCCAGCAAGAUCUCAGUGGAAGGCACCACUGCUGCUGUAAGAGAAGUGUGGCGGCAGGGGCAUGUUGCCAUUUCGCCUCAAGUGGCAAAACAGGGCACGGUGCACCUGGUAUGAAGUUAAUAUGACUUGCCUUGAUGGUGUGGGGUCUGGUUAAAAUGCCAUGAUGGGAUAAGUCUGCUCCUGGAUUUUCUUCCUCGGGAUUUGAACUGUUUUGCUAGAGCUCAAACUCUUAUUGAGGCAUUAGAGAAAUUCUCUCAAGCUGCUAAGACAUGAGCAUAUGUCAUAUGACAUAUAGUGUUUUUGUAUAUCGUUUGGGCUCAAACCAGGGCCCCCACAAAUGCAAAGAGCUCACAGGGAUUUGGGGGCUUAAUAUACAUUAGGUUCCAUUUUGUUUUGUUGAGCAUACCAGAUAAAUACAUUCAGCCUGGACUUAAAAAUAUAGCUAAAUUAUCAAUUACCCUUUCUCUCUCUCUCUCUCUCUCUCUCUCUCUCUCUCUCUCUCUCCAGAUUUUGGAUUUGGCAACUUCUACAAAAGUGGUGAGCCUCUGACAACAUGGUGUGGAAGCCCCCCAUAUGCAGCCCCUGAGGUGUUUGAAGGCCAGCAGUACGAGGGUCCGCAGCUGGAUAUAUGGGUAUCUUAACUGUAUUAAAUUGAGCGUCCCUUUUAAAAAACUGCUAAAUUUUAGUUAACAUGUUAUAUUGCUCUUCCUAAUUGGUAGAUAAGUUGGUCUUGCUUUUAAAGACAAGUCAUAAAGGCCCCAGUAGCUUUGAGAAUGGGAAGCAAGAGUUACUUUGAAACUUGUCUUUAUUGUAUUAGAGGAAACAAUUUGGCCAAUGGAGAAAUCUGGUCCUCUCUUACUGAAUCUAUGCACUUAUGUCUAUGCUGCAGUUUAGCUUGCUAAUUCCUCCUUCUUGGGAGUUCAAACCAAAGUUAAGAUUCUAAAUUCUCUGUAUGGCCAGAGGGAUUGUCUGAGUCAUUUGCACAUGGCUGCUAUCCAUCCUCUCUUUCAGUUGAGAGGACAAGACAGUUUGCCUUGAACAAUUCUGCUGCAGGCAGGUGCCCGUGGCUGAACCAAAAAGAGUGUGUGUGUGUGUUUGCUUCAUGCUACUCUAAUGGGAAAGGACACAUGGAGGUGACAAGAAAAUCUUGCAAAGCACAUACAGGAGAGAGGAUGUGCUGAUCCAGGUUCCUUUAAUGCAGUGCCAGGCUUGCUGCUCUCCAGUUUUUUGGGCGGCGGGAAAGUAAUUGGGUCUUAGUGUCUCCUGGUAUUAGCAAUGUUUCCAGAGCAUGGUUUUGCUGUCCAUUGUGUUGCCAGAGUUUAGGGGCUAAAACCUGUCAGUGUGAAUGUCCCGCAGCAUUUAUGGCACCAGUUUUCAGUCAUGGGAUUGAGCCUACAAGUUACUUCAGUGAGGAAAACAGUAACAUCAGAAGGUCUAUGCAGCCCACGGCUGAAAAAGGUUGCUGACCCCUGGUCUGUACUAGGGUUUCCAUCCGUCCAGAAUUUCCUGGUGGAAAUUGCUUUAAUGUCCACAAAAAUCUGAAUGUAUGGUAACCCAACCUCAACAACUUUUGUGUCCAGAUUUUCACCUUUUGAACUAUGGCAACCCUAGUCUAUACCUUCAGACUGUUUAUGGCAAGCAUAUUUUGCUAUAUUUAUAUUUUUGUUAUCAUUCGCACUAUGGAUGCAGUGAAAAUUGCCAUAUUGGAACUGGCCCUCGGUCUUGGUUUUCUUUGGAAAGGAGGCAGGGUGCAGACGUUAGUGCUGCGUUCUUCUCUGUGAAGACACCCACGUUGUUUUACAAAUAAACACAUCUCAACAAGAGUUCCCCUUUAAUGAGGAAACUGUUACCGCCUCAUUGCGCCCGCUGUCCUCUAACUUCCAGAUGAACUCGGUACACACCUCAAACACACCCAAGGAUUUACAGCACCUAAUACUGUGUGGGGAUGUGCCAGAUCAACAGGAGUUUUGAAAAAUAUUUGUGGAAGCUAUUGACUUUGUUAGGUUGCUAACAAAAAUACCUUUCAAAACCAGAUGAAAAGCACUGGCUGUACAAUGCAAAUGUUCUUUUGAAAAAUAAAUUUGUGCCUCUUACAAAAUUGGUCAGUGAUUCUCACAAUUAUGGUGGGAUUGGUGCCUUUUCUCCUCCCCCUCAAAAUCUAUAGCGGCAAAAACAGCUCAGAAAAGUGCUCUGCCUAGGCUCCCAAAAUUUGCCAUUGGGAAACAGAUGCUCUCCAUUUAAAGGAGAAAAGAUAAAUCUUUUGUUGUUGUUGCGUUACCCCAGUCUCUGUGUGGCAUUACAUUGUUCAGCAGAUUUAAUGCUACCAAAUACUGUGCAUACUUUCCAGCAGGCUCAGUCAUUAUUAGCACAUUGCUGCUACUUUGACUUUGUCUCUUCCCUUGUUCUUUCCCCUCCCCCGUCUUACAUAAUAAAUCUUAACAGGCUUUGCAUAGAAUCAGGAUCUGAGGCUCUUAUCCUGACCUUCACAGGGAUUUCUUCUCGUAAGCUUUUGCAAGUUGGGAACUAGGGAGAAUCACACUUUUGUGCUCUGAGCAGGGAGAAUUCAAGCAAACUUCAGGGUGGGAUUCAGAUUUUAUUUUUUAAAAGUAAUUUCUAUACAAGAUUUUCUUGGUAUGUGCAUUUUUUAAGGUUGUAGUCCGUUCUACAAAUCAGUUACAUUUGAUACGAGACAUUAGUGUUGUAUGCAGUAUAGGGUCGGGGCAGAAGAGGGGGGAGAGGAGGGGUUUUUAUUAAGAAUAUUGGUGCAUCUGUUGAAGGUCGUUUAUAUGUUAUUGAGUAAAGCUAGCUUGUAGAUCCCACACUCCCUUAUCAGUCUCACUCAGGGUCCUGUCUUGUUUGCAGUUCCAGAGUUGCAGAUAGAACUUCUGUCCUUUAAAGUGAUCUAAGGAAGGUGCGGGUUCCAGAGGUGCGCAGUUUACUGCCCAUAACUUCAGUUGGAUGUUGCCCAACUGAAGAACUUGAAGGCAAAUAAUAAUAAUUCCAAAUAAAAUCAUAACUCUGCAAUUGAGAACUAGUAUCGAGAAGUAAUUUCUAAACAUAUUCAGCUGAUAAAAUGGAACCCAUGGUUGGCUUGCUGGAACACAAACAUGCAGACGAUGGGGAAGUCACUACACUAGGUUCUGAGUUGGUUUGCAGUUCAGCCAUAGUGACUUGGAAUGGAUUCCUUCCUCUCUUAUCUGCUUGGUGUCAAAAACUGGCUCCCUGUUUCCCUAGUAGGAAUGCUUGAAGCAAGAGAUGCUUCACCAAUACAGUCCUGGCCAAAUUAUUUUGAUUCCUCAACAAGUCAGCAUCCCAACUUUUGCAUCCAAGUUAUAGAAAUGUGUUUCAUUGGUACAAUGUAUAGAAAGGCUUUUUGCAGAAUUCUGAAAGACAAAAAAGCAGUAUAUUUUGACAUGUACAGAUGAUACAUGUGUUUUAUCCUUUUCUUAAAGCUACUGUUGUAUGUUUUAAAAUACCUCUUAACUGUUUAUCAAUAAUUUUAAAGUGUUUUUUUUUUAAUAUGCUUUUCUAAACCACAUAAGAGGUUCUCUUACAAUCAAGUGUUAAAUAAAUCUGAUGAAAAAUUAGACAUGGGCUUCUAAAGGUUAAUGGUGUUAUUGCUACCAGCAGUUUGUAGGCCUUCCUAGUCUGUGUUAUAUAUAUGGGAUAAAUUCUGGAUAUACCUUGCUUACAUACUGAAACAUUCAGAUGUAGUGAAAAGCCACCGGAAAGAAAACAUUAGUAUAUAAGGGUUUUACCAGCACACUAUGGAGCAAGGUACAGUUGUCCGCAUGUUUUGAGAGUCAAAUCUAAAACUCCUCUUUCUCUUUCAGAGCAUGGGUGUAGUUCUGUACGUCUUAGUAUGUGGAGCACUGCCUUUUGACGGACCUACACUGCCCAUCCUGAGGCAACGGGUUCUGGAAGGGAGGUUCCGGAUCCCUUAUUUCAUGUCUGAAGGUAACAUCAUCAUCAUCAUCAUCAUUUAUUAUUUAUACCCCGCCCAUCUGGCUUGGUUUCCCCAGCCACUCUGGGCUGCUUACAGCAGGAUAUUAAAAACACAGUAAAAGAUCCAACAUUAAAAACUUCCCUAAACAGUUUUGUGUAAGGCUUUUUGGCUUAAUUUUUCCUAUUGUUUAUAAUACAGGCAAUGACUGAUUGAUGCAUGUCCAUGUACACACGAUGCUGAACUUGAAAGUGACCCGAAAAUGUCACUAAAGCAUCACUAAAAGGGCAGAACACUUUAUGUGGGCCCCACCAAUGUGCAGUGUAUGUUUGUGUGGAGAGAGUUCAGAAUGUCAGAAAUACUGUAAAGAUACCAACUCACUAGCAGGGUUUGAUUAAACACAAGUCAGAAAAUAAAAUCAAAGGUUGAGUAAGGAUAACAUGGAAUGAAAUUGACUGCAAUAUGUAAACAUGAAGGAAAAUGUGGUAUAAGACUGAUAAGAAAAUAAGAGUAUUGAGGUGUAAGAUUAUAAAAAUAAGAUAAUAAUUAAGCAGAAGUAGUAAAUAUUUCAAGAAGCAGAAGGGGAAGUUGAGGGAAGUCAUGGGGAGGGGUUUUUUUUCUUUUUCUUUUAUGUGACAAAUGUUAUAUUGCGUUUUUUAUUGACUAUAAAUUGUAAAAAUCCAAUAAAAUCUUUAAAAAGAGAGAGAGUUCAGAACGUAACCGCCGUGCAAAGCAAGGAUUGCCUGUAUUCUGCUGGUGAUGAAGGUGAUAGAAGUCCUAAAGAAAUAUUCGUUUCCGUCCUAUGGCAAAAAAGUGCAGAGAUUUAGACUAAAACAGCAAGUUAUUUCUAAUUUCACAGUUACUAUGGCUUAAUUUGCCUGAAAACCAUCUUUGAGUAUACAAUAAUAGUACAUAAUAUAGCUGCUUGCACAUGGGGGAAGUUGUUAUCCAAUUGCUUAGUGAUGCAGCCAUAUUAACACAUGAUAACCUGAUGAUGCCUAAACAUCAGUAUGUAAGACAAUGCUAUUGGAUGGCCGCAUCACCAGCUGUAAUGUGUGUUUAAUAGGCUAUGAGGAUGUUUGUCCCAUGAUUUUAGCAUUGACCAGAGCAGCAUCCUAGAGCAGCAGUGCUCUAGCCACUGCUAAGUCUUCUAGGUUGGUAUAUGAUAGCUGCUUGAUGUGACAUGGAAUGCAGCUAGGAUGUCAUGAUGCUAAGCAGGAAUGAAUGGACCUAUCUAACUCACUUCAAAACUACAUGCAUAUCCCUUUAUUUGCAUGUCCAUUGUGUGCUUAAUCUUAAUCACUUGUAGUCUUUCCAGUACUGUGGCUUUUAAAAACAAAAUACAACAGCACUUCUUUGCAUGAAAAACUCCUAAAGCAAUGUGAUCAUCACCUUGUUAUGUUUCCCUUCUGACAUUUCUCCCUCUCCUCACUUCAUGUUUUCCAUUUCUUCUUCAUUCAUCUAUGCUUCUGCUCAUCUUGAGCUGAAAAGUGUGGCGGUGUCUUCAUAUUUUGUUUCUGGAAAAACCCAAAAUCUGCCUCCUAUCAAAAUCUUUGUUAUAGCUCUUAGUGUUGGUGUCAAACCAUCAAGGGAAUUAAUGUUGCCCAUAGAUUGUUCAGAUCUGAUUUUUCUGUGUGUGUGUGAUUAGUACAUGACCAUCCACACAAUAUUUUUUAGUUUUAGCUUUUUCAUAGGCAUUCCACUGUUUCCUGUUUACACGACUGAGCAGUUCUUGAUGGAAUGUUUCUGUGCUAUGUUUUCUGACCCCCUCAGUCACUACUCCCCUGACCUUCACUACCUCUUCCCCUUGUGGGCAUGGACAGGUAUUUCUGUACAUUUGCGUACAGAUCUUAAAUGCUUUUACUCCAAAGGAGGUGUGCAAGAACCAGCCUUUAGUUGUCAUGUUUCAUUAUGGACAAAUUGGAUACUUCUGCUUUGUGGGAGAGGAUCCAUUCCCAUUUGGUGGCUUUUAAAAAAGAGUCAUAUAGAUGUCUUGUGCAAGACAGAUAUGUAGCUAUACUGCAAUCCUGGCAAAGUGGUCUUGCACAUGACUUGGGUUAAAAAUAGAAAGAAGUCCUGUUGGGGACUGUGAUUAGUCUCCAAGGUAAUCUUCUACAUGCAUCAAGACCUUGAAAGAAUAGUUGAUGAAAUUUCGAUGUGACUACACAUGCAGCUAUUAGUGGAAGCAGGCACAGUUGUGUUAUUUGUGCUGCUGGAAACAGAAUGGCUAGGUUUUGCUCAGGUGAAGAGCAAACAGAAAUAGGGGUGCAGUGGUAGGAGCCACAGCCAGGAACAUCACCAUACAAACCAGUCCCCCCCGUCAGAAAAAUGCUCAAAGGAGCUUCUAUACCAGCAGGUAUAAUUGGUCAUUUUUACUUAAGAGGAAAUCUGGGUUACAUGGGGAGUACAAAGGUGACAUUUUGAUGAGGAAGACAUUGUUUAAACAAUGCAAAAACUCUUAAACGUGAGCAGCAAUGAUAGCACAAUAAACUUCCAUUUGGGAGCAUCCUAGUCCCCUACAUGGUCUAUGCGUUCUACAACCUCCACAAUGUCAGUGUUAACUUUGCUGUAUAUUAGUGUACCGUGAAUGCAGAAAUAAAAUCUUAGUGCAGUAACAGCCAUUUUGGAUGUGUAGGUGUAGACAUGGCAUUGUCAGGUAUCCAAGGGAUAAAACUUUGGAGAACCUAAAGACCAAGCCACUGCUUAAAUGCUUACCAGCUGGUGUUGUAGGACUCCCCAACUUUCUGUCGUUUCUGACCAUGAAGUUAGUCAAUUAAGCACAGCUUCACCAGCCCUCCACUGUCACUCAGAAAUCCUGGGAAGCAGUAAAUGUCAGGCUUAACUGUGUGGCCAAGACCCUAGGUCAGUGCCACUUGUUGUGCCAAGUGAACAGACAGCUUCCAUGUCGUUCCCAGCCAUCCAAAUUCAUCACUAAACAUGGGGUGGUUGAUAGGAUGGGUGGCAAACAACAUGAGUGAGAUAAAGCAGAACAUCAAAUAUCAUAUAACAAUGAGAUGCCUUGUGAAAAACAACAUACCGUAUUUUUCUCUCUAUAAGACACACUUUUCCCCUCCUAAAAAGUAAGGGGAAAUGUGUGUGUGUGUCUUAUGGGGUGAAUGUAGGCGGGAGGCUCUGCUCAGCGCUCCCUUUAAAGAGCUGUGUGGAGCAUGUUGCGGCUCUUGGGGGCUUUUCCCCAAGGAGGGAAAAGGACAGCCCUUCUCCCAAGAGCCGCACACACACUCCGCACGCUCUUUAAAGGGAGCGCGGCUCUUGGGGGAGACUUAGCCGCACGCAGCCUCUCCCGGGCAGGGGGAUGAAGGCUCUCCCUGCCCGGAAGAGGCUGUGCAUGGCUAUCCCACAAGCCAGGACAGCCGGCAGGAUCGCUGCGCAGCGAUCCCGCUUGCUGUCCUGGCUUCUGGGAUUCAGAUUUUUUUUCUUGUUUUCCUCUUCCAAAAACUAGGUGUGUCUUAUGGUCUGGUGCGUCUUAUAGAGCGAAAAAUACAGUACAGUGGUGCCCCGCAAGACGAAUGCCUCGCAAGACGGAAAACCCGCUAGACGAAAGGGUUUUCCGUUUUUGAGUUGCUUCGCAGGACGAAUUUCCCUAUGGGCUUGCUUCGCAAGACGAAAAUGUCUCGCAAGUCUUGAGAUUUUUUUUCGCUCCCCCCCCCCUUUUUCUAAGCCGCUAAGCCUUUAAUAGCCGCUAAACCGCUAAUAGUGCUAAUCCGCUAAGCCGCUAAUAGGGUUGCUUCGCAAGACGAAAAAACCACUAGAUGAAGACACUCGCGGAACGGAUUAAUUUCGUCUUGCGAGGCACCACUGUAUAUGGUAUUUGACUUCCUCUGAAGGAUCAGGCUUGCAGUUCGGGAGUACCCUGGUUCCACUGCUGGUCCUUGGAUGCACAGGUGACUGCAAUGUUCAGGAGUGCUUUUUCUCAGCUGUGACUGCAGUGCGAGCUGUGAAAAGGCAGAACUUGCCGUAGUGAUGCAUGUCUUUGCUCACCUGAUUAGAUUAGCGGAACAUGCUCUACGUGGGGAGCAUGUUGGACAUUUGAACGAUGCUCAGAAACUACAGCUGGAACAAAAUGCAAUAGCCAUUCUAGUGUUCAUUUUUUCAAGAUCAUAUUACACCACUGGUCCUAGGUAGAUUGUACAGCCUUCUAAUUUGUUUCCAGGCCUAAUUCAAGAUACUAGUGGUUAGGUAUAAAGCUCUUAACAGGACCAGGACCAAUCUGAAGGACCGCCUCUUUUCCUUACGUACCUCUCCAUUCAUUGAGCUCAUCUUCCUAUACUCUGUCGAAUGUCCUGCUACCAAAAAGAGAUUCGGUAUUCAGUAAGUAGGGUUGCAGGACAGGACUUUUUCUAUUGCAACCAUCCCAGUUAUGGAAUCCCUUCCUUCAGGAGAUCAGAGUGCUCCCAUCCCUGGACUUUAGACAGUUGACAGAGACAUACAGCUUGGUUUUUAAUUGGAGACCAUAGGUUUUCCCUCUACUCAUCUUGGUUUUUAUUACUCUUGUUUUUAAUUCUGCUAUUGUUUCAACUGGUUUGUGGGUAUUUCCUUUUCCUUUUAACUGCCUUGGUGGCCUGCAGCACAAAAAUGUUUAAAAUAAAAUAUUGCGGUACGAUGCCAUGAUGGUGCUCCUUUCCACAAUUUCCAUAACAACUGGGCAGGGGGCAGUGAUUUCUUGCAGCUGUAGUAGGCACUGCAACAAGCAAGUCAGAACUGCAAGAACACAUACUUGGAAUGGGAAGCUUAAAAAACAAAACAGUUUUUUUCUGUUCUGAAACUUCAUUGGUUAAUGCAAACGUAGCCCUUUUGUGCAAUUCAGUCAGUCCCAUGGGUAUGAAGAAUUACUAUUAUUCCUUUUAUUGUGCCUGCAGUUAGAAAUAAUUGUGCUGUUUCCCCUAAUUGCUCACCUGUAGGAGAAAUGGGUUUUGUUCUUUAUACAAAUUAAAGACCUCUUUCAAGAUUAUUUUUAUUUUUAGCAGUAGUAUUUGGCAUCUGAAUUAAGCAGUUUCCUAUUGCUAAUAGUCACCCAGCUUACAUUGACACAGGCUAACAAUGCAGAUAGAUCCCAUACUAGCUGUAUCAGUCUGAACUUUUCACCCCUACUCUGUCCAUGUAGAGUGUGAGCAUCUUAUCCGGAGGAUGCUGGUCCUGGAUCCAUCCAAGAGGCUGACAAUUGCUCAGAUCAAAGAGCACAAGUGGAUGCUGGUAGAGGUUCCUGUUCAGAGACCUAUUCUCUAUCCCCAAGGACAAGAGAAUGAGCCAUCAAUUGGAGAAUACAAUGAACAAGUUCUGCGGCUGAUGCACAGCUUGGGAAUAGACCAACAAAAAACCAUUGAGGUAACACAGUCUUUUGUUGUUCGGCUGGAAGCUCAUUUACAGUCCCUACUUUACAGGUCUGUCUGGUAUCUUCCAAGUUUUUCACCUUUGCUGGAGCUAUUGUGGGAAGGUCAAACCAGUAACAUAAUGGUGCAAGAGACUAAAUGAGCCUAAUGCUUUUGGGAAAUGAAUUUGCAGGGUAGAGGGAGUGAGGAGUGGGAAACCACCUGGUGGAGUUUAAUGGGUAUAUUCUAGCAUGCACAUCUCAAACCAUCAGGAAAGGGACACUUUGCCAGUAAUUCCCACAGCUGAUUUUGCCAAGGUACACUCAGCUUUGAUUGUACUGUGGAAUAUUGUAGCCCCUUCUUUUUUUAAAGUGAGAAAUACAAUUCAUAUUUUUCUGGAGAUAAUGUUUGAUUUUCUUAAACUUUCACUGCCAAGCCUUCCUGUCUUUUAUAGCCUAGAGUGGUGAAAAUGUUCACAUGUGCCUAUUCUUCAUUAUAUAUUUACAGGGCAAGUUUUGGGAAAUUUGAGGAUAACAAGGGGCGCAAAACAGGAAACGGACCUCACUUUGCUUUAAGCUUCUAAAAUGUGAGAUCUGACAAAGUGAAGAAAAAAAAACAACCCUUAGAAAAGCAGCCAGUUGUCUUUAUUUUUGGUGUCUCGGCUAGGAUUCCAAAUCAAGCCUCUUACCAGAAAUAAACGCUGAAAAGCUCCCUGAGGAGUCUGUGUGAUCACUUCCUUCAAAAUGGUUGAUAUUUUUAGCCAGUGUGGAGUCUGCAGUAUUAAUGCUUCCUGCCAGAAAGUUGGCAGGAGGGAGGGCAGGGGGCAAUGAAGCCUUGAGCCUUUUCGCUCAGGGCUCCAUUUCCCAUUGUGGCUCAAAAUGUGGAAUAGCCUAGGUUAAGGAACCUGUGGCCCUCCAAGAGUUCAGCUCCCAUCAAGCAGGGCUCAGUGGUAAUGGGAACUGUAGUCCAGCAAUAUCUGGAGGGCCACAAGGUUCUCCAUCCCUGGGCUAGGUGGUACUGUUUUGUGUUUGUUUUUUAAGGGUUAAUAAACAGGCACAGACACACGCAUUGCUGACAGUUCAUUUGUGCAACUGACACUUUUGUAAAACUGCACUAAAGCCAAUAUGAGGUCCCAGGGCCCAAUUAGCAUUGUCAUUUUGGGCUGGGAACAGAAUUUGGAGCUAGAAGGGAUUAAAACGUGUUUUGUUCUGCCACCCAGUCGCCCGAAUGACACUGUAGGAUGUGCUUAUGGAAAACAUAUUUAUGCAGUCCCAUCAAAGAGCUGAUCAACACACAGCAGGCAUCUCCCCUCCCUCCUUCGCCAGCUUAUCUCAACUAGGUGAAGACUCCCUCCCAGUCCCAAACAUGCAGCCCAGUUCGACUCUAGGGAAAGAAAAAGAAAGACUCUCACUCCUCCCAAGGAAAUGUUGUUCAGUGGAACACCGCACCUCUCUGUACGCAUAUAGCUGUGGCAGUCUCUCACACAUUGGAGAAAGGUGACAGAUAUUACAGUGGUACCUCAGGUUAAGUACUUAAUUUGUUCCGGAGGUCAGUUCUUAACCUGAAACUGUUCUUAACCUGAAGCACCACUUUAGCUAAUGGGGCCUCCUGCUGCUGCCGCACCGCCGGAGCACGAUUUUUGUUCUCAUCCUGAAGCAAAGUUCUUAACCCGAGGUAAUAUUUCUGGGUUAGCGGAGUCUGUAACCUGAAGCGUAUGUAACCCAAGGUAGCACUGUAUUUGUCCUGAUUUAACCUUUGGGUGCCUGUUCUCUUCUCAGUCCUUGCAGGACAAGAGCUACAACCACUUUGCUGCUAUCUAUUACUUGCUCAUAGAGAGGCUCAAGUCACAUCGCAGUAGCUUCCCUGUGGAGCAGCGGCUCGAUUCCCGCCAGCGACGACCGAGCACAAUCGCUGAGCAAACAGUCGCCAAGGUAACUCCCUGUUCUAGGCACAGUUGUUACCACACAAGCCAGUCAGUGUUCAGUCACAGAGCUCUUCUUCCUACCCAGACAGACACCCCCCCCCCCCACCAGCGACCUGUAUUUUUAGACCUGGAACCUAGUUGAAUAUAUAAAGUGCCUGCAUAUCAUGGAAGCCUCCUUUGACUGUGGUUCUUUUUUAAGAAGGGUGAAAAGUCAGUCACAACAGUCCAGUUCCAGAAAGUGGUUCAGUUUGCUGCAGCAAUAGGAAAAUCAGUAAGAGGGGGACCUAGGCAGUUAUUUUCCUUGGUGAUUUUGCCUGAAGCUGAUCAGAUGCAUCAAAAUUUGAGCAAAGGCAAUAAAGUGUUGUUUCAUUCCUCUGUAAUGAGCGCUGGUAUUUUGGCUAAGAGCACAAACCAGAAAGUCUCCCAUCUUGCCUAUGCUGUGAACUCACUAACCUUAGGCUGGCCAAUAUCUCUCUCAGCCUCACCCAACCAACCUUCUCCAUAAUCUGCAAUAUGGGAAUGGCAGUGCUGUCCUUCCAUACAGGAUCAUUCUAAGCAUGACUGUGAUGUAUGUGAAUCUGAGCACAUAGUAUUCAUUUGGCGUUAUUUAGCUGAUGGCUUUCCCCAUGCCAAUGCUCAGCUUUGGGCAGCUGUUGUGAUUCUCCUGACUGGCAAGUCACAGGCAAUGUUAGAUCUUGAAGCCACAGACCAAGCACUGGCCCACAUUAACACGCUCACGAACCAGCUGGUGGUCUGGAAAGCAAUCAAGCCAUUAAAGUGCUUUCAAAACUCAUUGGUAAAACAAGUUGACUGCAUGGCACUGUGGAACUUUUAUCACGGUGUUCCUGCAGACUCUGCCUUGGCUUCAGAAGCCCUGAUAAGAUUGCAGCUGAAUGUCACUCAGACAUUUAAGGAGCAAAACAUUGGGUGGCAUCAGAGCUUCACUCACUCACACACACAAAUAUGCUAUUUUGAAGUUUGUCCUUUGUAGAAUAUGAUAAAUGGCAGUAGUUUGUCGUUCCCAACACAUCCCCAAAUAUUCUCGUAUUUUGCAAACUCCCAUGUUUUGUUUUGUGUUUAAAUGUAUAGAAACCAAGUAUGUUGUGCUUAGCAUUGGCAGUUUGAGAUGUUUAAUAUACACUGACGGUUAAUGUUGUGGAUGUUGCAAUCCCCUUGCUGGCAGGCAUCUCACAGCCUCUGACUCUUUAUUUAAUCAGCAUGACGCCAAUAAAGUGAGCAUUAAACCAGCACACGCUUAAAAUAACAGUGAAGGCACAAUCUAGCUUUUAGCCCUUGGAGAAGCCCUCAUUCUUCCUUGUGGCCUCCGCACAGUCCCACAAGUGUGACUAGGCAUGCACAGUCUGACGUGCAGAACCUUCUGUAGCUCUAGGCAGGGCAAGAAGGUCUUGCUAAAAGCAUUCUGGCUCUAAAACGCAAGACCAGCACUUCCCUUCUUUGUUCUUCUCUGAGAAACGUUUGGUGUGAGCAGUUCAGUCUUGUGUAUUGGUCAUUCUCCUUUCCCCGCCUAUGUUAGGCUAGUUUUGCCUCACAGGUUGAGAUCCCACCACUUCUAUUAUUCUCCAGGGGUUGUUAUUGUUGUGCUCCAUCCCAUGUCCGAUACUUCCUGGUUUCAUUUCUGUUUUCUUUGCAUGCCUUCUAACAAACUGUUCUUUGUUUCUCUUACUCUUUGUAGGCUCAGGCUUCCGUAGCUCCUGUCAACCUGCGCCCCCAGAAUGUCAGGCUGCUAAGGUCUCCUGGCCUCCCACCAACUUCCACUGCUGAAGCUUUCUCUUUUCCCCCUUCCGCCUGCCAGGCAGAAUCGGCUUUCAUGGAGGAAGAGAGAAUCGACACACCAAAGGUAAGCUCUGCAAUUCUCACAUGCCAUAUUUAAGUCUCCUAGACCUUUGGAAUUGUCCGCGAUCGGUGCUUGGAGGAGGAGUUAGAUUCAUAGCUGAGCCGAGUAAUGCUGAAGCAACUGAGCUUAGCAUUAAGGAGCUUAAUAGUGAGCUGUUUGUUAGCACAGGAAGCAUCUACAAAAGACUGAGAGGCUUAUAUCGAGGGUGGGGAACCUUUUUCAGCCCAAGGGCCAAAUCCCCUUGUGGGCAUCCUUCCAGGGACCAUGUGCCAGUGAGGCCCAUCACCUAAGGCCUUUCAUUGUGUGCCUCCUCCACGAGAGGUCCCAAGGGUGGCAACACGAGAAUGGGCCUUUUCUGCAGCCCUGACCUUGGUGGAUGCAGAGAAAGCAUUUGAUAAUGUUUCGUGGGUAUUCAUGCAAAAAACUUUGGAAAUUAUGAGUUUGGGCAAGAAAAUAUGUAGUAGUAUAAAAGUGAUUUAUAAUUCCCAAAAGGCCAGACUAUCAGUGGUGAAACAUCAGAAGCUUUUAGUAUCUCUAAGGGAACAAGACAGGGCUGCCCUCUUUCUCCUCUCCUCUUUUUUACUGGAAGUAUAUUUGAAAGCAAUAAGAGAAGACCCUAGAAUAGAAGGAAUUAAAUUGGGACAAAGGGCCUCUAAGGUAAGAGCCUUCGCAGACAAUCUAAUAAUUACAACAGGAAACCAGAGAGUAUUGUAGCAGUAUUGGGGAAAACAAAGGAAUUUGGACAAUUAUCAGGAUUUAAAGUUAAUAAAGGAAAAACAAAACUCUUGGUAAAAAAAAAUUAGAUAUACAAGAAAAAGUAAAGUUAGAAAUAGAAACAGGACUUAAAAUCACCAACAGAGCAAAGUAUUUAGGAUUUUGGAUAACCAUGAAAAACAUUAAAUUAAGAAAGACUUAGAAAUCUGGAGCAAAUUAAAACUCACAUUGUGUGAAAGAAUUUCUACAAUCAAGAUGGUAGUUUUACCAAAAAUACUGUUCCUUUUUCAAUCAAUUCCAGUUCAUAAUGACUUAAAUUAUUUUAAGGAAUGGCACAGGUAUUUGGUGAAAUACAUUUGGCAGGACAAAAAACCUAGAAUUAAAUUUAAAUUAUUAACAGACACCAAAGACAGAGGAGGGUUUUGAAUGCCAGAUUUUAGGAUCUACUACGAAGCUGUCUGCCUGGUCUGGCUCAAGGAAUGGAUGAUCUUCAAGAAUACCAAAUUAUUGGAUAUUGAGGGCUGGGAUAAUAUAGUGGGGUGGCACGGAUGCCUGGGUUAUAAUAAAGUAAAAAUUAACAAAGGAUUCCUAAAUCACAUUAUUAGGAAAGCCUUACAUGAAGUUUGGGAAAAGAACAAAAAAUUAUUAGAACCAAAAACCCCAUGAUGGUUGUAACCAAUGGAGGUAGAGGCAGUAAAAAGAAAACAUAUGGAUUCAAAUUGGUUGACAUAUAAAGAUCUUUUAGAGGAAGUAAAUAAUAGAUUACAAAUGAAAAAAUAUGAAACAAGAAGACAUAUAGGAAUAGGCUGGUUACAAUACCAUCAAUUAAAUGCAGUUUUUGAGGAAGACAAGAAAGUAAAAGGAUUUGAUAAGAAAUUAUCUGAAUUAUCUGAAGAAUUGAUUAUAAAUGAUGAUAAAAAAUUGAUCCAGAAUGUAUAAACUAUUAUUAAAUUGGCGUUAAGAGACGAAGAGGUUAAAGAUGUCAUGGGCGAAUGGGCACAAGAUUUUGGUUAUACAGUUGAAUUAGAAAAAUGGGGAAAUUUAUGGGAAAGAGACAUAAGAUUUACGACAUGUUAUACAAUAAAAGAUUUUUUUUAAAAAAAAAUGAUGUACAGAUGGUAUCUUACACCCUCAAAAUUGGCUAAAAUGUACCAAAACACUAGUGGAAAGUGUUGGAGGUGCAAACUUAAAGAAGGGAAUUUCUUCCAUAUGUGGUAGACAUUCCCCUAAAAUUAAAAAUUUUGGGAAUACCAUUUAUGAAGAAUUAAAGAAAAUGUUAAGACAUACUUUCCCCCAAAAAACCGGAAAUGUUUUUAUUGGGCCUAUUAACAACAGACAUCCCAAAAGAAACCAAAGGAAUAUUUUUGUGUGCAGUAACGGCGGCCAGGAUAAUAAUUGCUAAACAUUGGAAAGUAACAUAACACCGACAAAAAAAGAAUGGGUUCUUAAGCUGUCAGAAUAUCUUGAGCUGGCCAAACUUCCAGGUUUAAUAAGAAAUUUAUUCUAAUGAGAAAAUAAGGAGAGAGUGGGAAGUCUUUAUAAAUUAUAUAAAGAGAACUGAUUCCCAGAUUCAUACUUGGUUUAGCUUAGAAUAAAAAUCUCACAGGUACCGAUAAUUAGAAUAUUUCUCCAAAAAUUUAAUCAUUACAGACAACCAGUGAUUUGAGGAAUAAAGAUCCACAUGGAGUUAGUUGAAAGUCAAUUUUUCUUCUUCUUCUUCUUGAUAUUAUUUUUUGUUCUUCUUUUUCCUUUUUUAGGAGAAUAUAAUGUUUUAUAUUUUUGAUUGUAGUUUAUGUUAUUAUGUUUACAUCCUUGUAAUUUUGUUUUUGUAUCUUCUGUUUUUGUAUUAUUUGUUCAUUUUAUUCAAUGAUUGUUCGUAUGAUGGAUAAGUAUUUAAAAAAAUUAAUGGUUUUUUUUAAAAAGAGAGAGAAUGGGCCUUUUCUGCAGUGGCUCCUCAUUUAUGGAAUACUCUCCCCAGGAAACGUAGCCUGGUCCCUUCAUUAUACACCUUUAGGCGCCUGGCGAAAAAGUUCCUCUUCAACCGGGCCUUUAGUUGACCAGCAUUCUAUGUCCUUUAAAAUGCAUUUGUAGGAGAGAUAGUUUAGGCACUUAAACUCAUGCAGAAUAUAGCAACUAAUACUGUGAACUUGUAUGACUUAAAGAUCUUCACUGGCUACUACUUUUGAGCAAAGUUCUGUCUGAGCAUUCAGAUCUUCAUCAGAGCCCCUGCUCUGCCUGCCCCGCUUUAAAAAAUUGGUGAGUGGCUUUGAGGGAGAAUGCCUUUUCUGUGGUGGCCCCUCAUUUGAGGAAAUCCCUAUAUCUACCUGCUAGGCACCGACUUCGUAUUGCUUUUUUCACCCUGGAAUUUAGUGGUAUUUAAAGAUUUUGACUACACUUCCUGUUAGGUUUAGUAGUGUUUAUAUGUUUUAUUAUUUUCUGUUGAUAUGGCAUUAACUGAUCCCAUGAGCUGCUUUAACGAAAUCUUCCUAGAAAUUUUCAGAGCAAAAAGUCAGUUCUUGGUUUUUGUGUUUUGGAGGGAUGGGGAGGGCUGUGUUUGCUUUUGCCUUUCGCAGUCUGCUUGUGGUGGUGCAUGAAGGCUCCCCAUUUAUUGAUGGCGGUUGUGUGGCUGUUGUCCUCACUGUGGUUUCCCACCAGAGGUGUCUCCACUUAUCAGAAGUGGGCAGCUAACAGAGGCCUGUGUGAACUGGGCUUAUUGGCUACUUCACAGCAGCAGGAAGUGUGGGAGACCUGCAGGCAUUUUCCUAGGGUGGACAGUGCAGAAAGGCCCUUGCGUUUCACAGUGGUGUGGUUUCCUAUGCCACAAGAUAAACAGGGUGCCUGAAGCAGCUGACUGUGUGUUCACAACUCAGCUGACUUCAGGGCAGCUGCAGCACCGGUUUUCACUGGCUAAAAAACAGCUUCUUAAGAAGUCAGGCCUGUUGCAAACUGCUUCCUCUCCCAAGUGGACAGCUCUACCUUUUACACACAGUGAGAUGAUGAUAUUAAGCUGGGCCAGGAGGGAGUUUGCCAUACUUUUUUUGGUUACAGCUUCUGAUACCCAGUCAGCCUUGUUACUUAGUAGAAAUUAACCAGCUCUUGUCACAUAGAGGUUUCUUCAGUCCUUGCAGAUACGAAGCCUUCUGCUGAAAAGUUUCCAGCGGGGUAGCUGUGCGGAAUCUCUGUUGCAGCAUAAACAACCAAGAGGCUUGUGGCACCGUAAGGGCUAACAGAUUUAUUAUGGCAUAAGCGAAAUCUGUUAGUCUUUAAGGUGCUGCAAGGCUUGUUGCUGUUUAUGCUGACAAGGACCCUCAUGAGUUUUAGUUUACACUCACAGUGUUGAGGCUGCUUAUUUGCAGCCAGCCUUAGACUUCUUUAUGUAAACUUGCAGGUAUGCUUGACUGCAGUUGCAAAAUGAGUCCCCCUCCCCCAAAUUUCCUUGUAAGCUGAGAAUUUCCAUGUUAAUUUUCAGCUGUAAUUGCAGUUUUCCUGCCUGUUUACAUUAUGUGAUAUUGGAAACUUGGCAGGCAGCAAGAUGCUUUAAUUGAAAUGGUGUUAUUAAUGUUUGCUUUUAGUUCACUUCAUGAGCAGUAACAAGCUUGCUGGGACCUUCAAGUUGUCAAAAAAUAUUAGAGACCUUCUGUCUCUAAAGCCUUUGGUUUUUUUGUUUUUUAUUCUCCCACUUUGUAAGUCGAAAUUCACAAUCUGCUCCGGAGAAUCACUAGUUCAGCUGCAGUCCCUUUAGAUUUUGGCUCCUGUCGUUAAUACAAGAAAACUUGUAUAAACUUCGUGCUCCUCUGCCGCUAACAGGCUGGCACUAAACCUGACUAAUCGGAUGUGACAGAUCCACAAUUGUGCAAAGGUACAGUUGCUCCAGUGAGCUUUGCACAUUCACACAUCAAGCUGAGAGGUCUGUGGUGAUGGGUCUUGAAGGGAAGUGGGAAUUAACCAGAAUGGAUGUGAGCUGGCAGGAGAAAAAUAUUCCGGAGCCUUUGUGACGACAAGAGCACAAAAUAGGCCAGAAACACGUUUCUGUGGUGUGUGUAUACCUACGUAAUGACACGUUCUGUUCUUGCACAGUCAUUGCCUCAUUGAUAUUGGUGUGUUUUAUGCCAUCAGAUUCAAAUGACACCCUUGAUUUAGGGCUUGCCAGGAUGGGAGACUUCUAUAUAUAAGAGCAGCAUGUACUUGGCCCGUCUAGCCCAGUGUCGUCCUGUACCACCAGAUGACACAAAAGAGGCUUAUAAUUAUUAGUUCGGUUUCUUUCAUCAUUCAUAAAUACGCGUCUGUGCUUUUUAUAUGACAGCUUAUGAAUGUGGCUGCUUCCCGCACAGCUAGCUUCAUGCUGCGGUGCUAAAAUAAGAGGAGCAGGCAUCAGAAGUAACCCCCCCCCCCAAAAAUGCAUCUUGGGGUCAGUUACCUCUCUUUCAGAGGGUCUUGCCUAAGGUGAUCUGGCAGUCCAUAGUCUUCCAUUGGGACCAGGAGGGAUCGACACCUGAAUACCCUUUCUAAUCAGCAUGCCUGACACCGAAAUUAUUCUCCUCGGAUGCGAUAUUUAGAGCCUUACCACCAUUUCUAAACACAAGGAUCAAGAGAUCUGUAAGCAGUUAGUUUUAGUGAGGUGUAGUAUAGCUUUCUGCCUCUGAUAAGGCUGGAUAAAUGUGAAAAGGGCUGUUACUAUACAAUACCCUGAUUCUUGGCAAACUCUAGUCUAAUCUCAUGCACAGUUUGGAGUGGCAAAAGCAUUCAGGCAUAUUGUGGAACCCCUCCCUCUUUAAUCCAGGAGAUUUCUCUUAUAGCAGCUAUUAAGGUUGUUGUUGUUUUUUACUUGCUCCAAGCAACCUGAACAGUAAAAUCUAGGAAACCUGUCUUAACACUGGCACUUAGUUCCGCUGAAUUGUUUGUCCUGUGUCGUGUCUGCUGACUGAAUUAAGUUGUCUAUGCCUUUGGCUGCUGCUUAACCAGCCCGGCUGUUAACAGAUAACUUGAUUCUUGUUGUGAUGCAGGUGGUAGCGUGGUGCCAGCCGCAAAACUUUUGUUGCUGGCUUGGUGUUCCAGGAAACAGCCUGCCCAGCAUAACACACAGCUCCAUUGCUGAGUUAGCAGCUAUAGGGCUUAAGAGAAAGCAUUGCCUCAGAGGAGUAGGGAACCAUGGAAGCUCACCCUCUCAUUUUACAGCUGUGCUUCUUAAAAUACUAAGACCUGCUUAUACAGGAGGUGCUGUCCUGAACCUGUUUUUCUUCUGUGCUUGAUUGUCAAAUCCAAUCUAGCAAGCGGGGCUUGACACGGUUUACCGUAUUUGUUGCAGUCAUCACCAUGGGGCUGGUGUAUCUUGGCUUCGUUCCCUGGUCUGAUGACAGCAGCGCAAGGAGCUUUCCCCCAGAGAUGUCUCCACAUGUACAGGCUUGCAACUCUUAAUCCAGAUGAAGGCAGAGGCCACCCUUCAUAUCUUAAGGGAGAGGGGGGAGACGCCUGCAUGCAUGCUCUUCCCAGCGCAGGUUCCUUUUUAGAGGCUAAGCUAUGGCCAGUGCAGGCAACACCACACAAAACCCUGUGUCCUGAAUGUAGUUGUAGCUGGAAGUGUCAGCUAGACGUCCUGUGGUAAAACAAACAGCGGCGCUCCCGUAACCCGGCUGUGGGAUCAGGGUUGCCUCUGAAAUGUUCUUGUCUCCUGCAGUUGGCAGAUUGCAAAACUGCCUUCUGUUAGACAUGGAAGUUGCUUUGGUUAGUCUUUCAGUGUCUCAGUAUAGGAAACAAACAAAAGUCAUUUCUGGGUCCAAGGGAAGUCAUGGUAUGGACAUUAUUGUGCUAUCUGGCCGAGACACCAGUGUCUUUAAUCUACUGUUGUUAGCUGGGUCCUGUGAGACUGUACCUCCUCUCACCCCUGAGCAUUUGCUGGUGCUGGUGGAGAUGACAUGUGGAGAUGAGCAGGUUCCCUGCAUAUGUUUCAAAGGGAGUUGUGGCACUGCCUAUCCUAGGGAGGUAGCCACCAGCUAUAGGAGCCUGAACAGAUGCAAGGUCUUCUGCAAGGUGAUUUUCAAAACCCCUUUAAACCUGGGUGGGUUUUUAAGCAACUGCAACAAGAAGAAAUCUGAUUUACCAUAUUGAAAUCAGUAACGAUAUCAAAGCAUUUAACAUCCUGCACGUAAGCAAAGAUGAAAGUAGCUCCAUCAUAAGGCAGAAUCUGAAGUACUUUCACUUGCAUCAAAAUCUGUUGCCAGAGCAGCCCAACAGGUAUUUCUGGGGUUGACGCAACACACAAAUGUCUGGGUAAAACACAUAGAGUUUCAUUUGACCUGAGAAAGUUCCCUUCAAUCAGGUGCAGAGUUGCUCUGGAUUUUUGCUUCCACACCUUGCAGAAUCAACCUUCAGUGCUCCCUUGUGGAGCCAAUUUGUCAUCAGGUUCAUAUGUGAAAUCGGGGGGGGGGGGCGCAGAUGCACAAAGUUGAUGCAAAUUAUUAUUUUUUCCCCUUUAUUUUUUUGCAUCAUUUAAGAUGUUUUGGGGUGUCAUUUUUUUUAAAAAAACACCAAGGCUCCAUUUUAGAGGUCGCCGAAUGUGUUUCUCCAAGGGGGGAGGGUCACAGAGAACAUGCUCCCCUCACCCCAGAAUUGGAGCCCUAUCCAAGAUAUGUUCCCAUGUAUUUUUUAGGUAUCAGUGCAAUCUCCUAGAGAAACGGGAACUUGGCCCAACCUCAGCAGUUCAGCAAUUAGCUAAUUUUGAAGCUGAUCCCCUGAGACAGAUUUCUUGAUGGAAUUCAGGAACAGCUGCUUAAAUGUCUGGGAAUUAGUCAAGAGCAGCAAGGUCACUCAUCAGCUGGCUGGGAGGCCUCUUUAUUGGAAGAGCAGGGCACCUGGGGCACAGCAUUCUGGGAACAUCUCCUCCGCAAGGCCCAAAUGGGCAAGAGCACCUAAGCCUGUUCAUGGGGGUUGCACAGAAGAGUUCCUACUCAAUUGUGCCCUAGUCCGUAGCCCCUGAGAGGAAGCAGCGCAGCUCUCUAGCUAGCUAGUAAUCCUGAGCUGGUAUGAAGUUGCUGGACCUUUUCAUUGCUGUGACAUAUGCUCAUGGGAGGUGGUUGUUUUCUGGAAGGUAGCUGCCACAGAGAAGCCCCAGAGAAUGGAGAGAGAGGGUUGUCUGUCAGUAGUUUAACUUAUGCUACCUGCCUAAGAGUAGGGUGGGGGAUUUCUCCUGAGUUAGUGUUCCUGUUUUCACCAGGAAAAGAUGGCCCUGUAAGAAAAGACCAACUCUCACUGUUCGUUCUCUCUUUCUCUCUCUCUCUCUCUCUCUCUCUCUCUUUCUCUGGUGUGUCUUGCCAGCUCUGCUCUUGACAUUUUAUCAAGCAGCAUCAUGGUUUGUAGCACUCUGGUUGUAUUCAAUCAACAGAUUGCCUCUACUGUGUUUUCGGAUGCUGCUCAGUAUCAUAAUUGUCUCUCACUUGACAGAGAUUUCAAAUGUCAUAGAGUCUCUGCAUACAAGUGCCACUAAGUAGAUAUUGUAUGUUUGUGGUUCUCCUCACCCUCCUUUUCUUAAUGCAUUAGGUGAAUGGCUGCCUGUUGGAUCCCAUCCCCCCAAUGAUGGGGAGGAAGGGAUGCCAGUCCCUGCCAAGCAGUAUGAUGGAGACUUCCAUUGAUGAAGGGAUAGAGACAGAGGGAGAGUCGGAAGAGGAUCCUGCUCAAGCGUUUGCAGCCCUGCAAGCCACUCGCUGUGGGAAGAGGCGUCACACUCUGGCAGAAGUAACCAAUCAACUGGUUGUCAUGCCGGGCACAGGUAAGUAAGUGGUCCAGGCUGGAGCCUAGGAAGUUGGAGUGGUGCCACAGCUCAGCUGGUUCAUCCUUCCCCACCCUGGUGCCCUCCAGAUGUUUUGGGCUUCAGCUCCCAUCCAAACAAGUCCCGUGCUGCCUGGGGCUAAUGGGAGUUGUAGUCAAAAAUAUCUGAAGGGCACCAAGUUGGCUGGCUGGUUGGGCUGGUCCAGUCCUGCCCUAGGUCAGGAUAGUAUUCCUUAUGUGAAUCCACCUAAUUCCAACUGUGGUAUGUUGUAGACUGAGAGCAGGUGCACAUGGAAGAGGGGAAAAGCUUGUUUUCUCCUGCUCUGGAGGGUGGGACUCAAACCAAUGGCUUCAAGUUGCAAGAAAUGAGUUUCUGGCUAAACAUCGGGAAGAACUUUCUGACAGUAAGAGCUGUUUGACAGUGGAACAGUUUCCCCCAGGAGGUGGUGGACUCUUCGUUCCUUGGAGGUUUUUAAGCAGAGGUUGGAUGGCCAUCUGUUAUGGAUGCUUUAGCUGAGAUUCCAGCAUUGCAGGGGGUUGGACUAGAUGACCCUCAGGGUCCCUUCCAACUCUGAUUCUAUGAUUUUAAGGGGCCUGUGGUGGACUUCCAGGGAGAGAGAAGUUUGGUUAUACACUGAAGGCAACUUGAGGCAGAGGGUGGGGGGAUUUUGAGGUCUUGGCCUAAUUUUCAUGCCUCACUGAAUUUAGCAGCCAACAAAGACAAGCCCUGUGUGCACAGGGGGGUGCAGUUAUUACCUUGGAGCCAACAAUGAAUUUGCUUUGUAGGAAGAUAAGAAUGAUAAAUGUACAGAUGGUUUCUGCUUGUUUUGCCAAGCAAUCUCAUGACAGUGUUCAAAGGCUGGGAAGAGCAAACAGUGUCAGCUAAGGAGCCACCAGUUAGUGAAUGUUUCAUAGCACUGGGAGCCAGUGGUUCUCCCCAUGAGAACAUCUCUCCAUCAUUCCUGUGCAAAUGGGAGGAGGCUGCUCUUCCACCAUCACUUGAGAACUUAUCGGUGCUUGUUCAGUAACUGCGGUGUGUGUGUGGAAUUCCUCCACCCUCAAAUCUGCUUUAAAAAAUCACAGUGGUGACGCAGCAAGAAUCAUUCUGCCAAAAUUGCUGUUGAGCAAACAGCAUCUGUGGAGACACCAAAAGGUUCAUAAUGUAAACCAGUAUACAGGAGAGUUUCAUUGUAAUGUUUAGAGCAUCGACCUUCAGAUGCCCUUGCUACGUUCCAGCCUCGCCACGUACACAGUGUGUGUAUAUAUUGCGAUAAGCAAGGCUGGAAUCGCAGAGAAGCAACUGCCUGGCAAAUGCCCCUUGUGACUUCAUGCGAAAGUGUUUGCAUGAUUUUUUCCCUCUAAACGUGAGAAGGUUGUGUGUGCUCCUUUCCAAAUAUGUGUCAUAUCUGUUCACAAUUGCUGUAGUAGAAAAGCAGUAUUCAGCUCCCAGUGCGUUUUGGGCAAUUUUAAGAAGAAAACCAAAAUGACUUGUCCUUAAAAGGCGGCUUUUUCACUUUCCAAAUGUGAAAAUAAAAAAUUCCAGGUGGUAGCAUAUUUUGUCUGACUGUUCCAAUUCACACGGCCAUCUGCCAUCAUUGUUUGAACCUGUCUGUUUCUGCAGUGUUGGAAAAGGGCUAAAGCAAUGCAGCCUUCCUCUUUUGGAGGCUAUCUUAACAUGUUCCAGCUAGCCACUAGAGACAUGGCUUUAGACACAGCAGCUUAGUUUGCUUUGGUAGGUGAUUGCUCAUUCCACUUACUAUGGAUUUUCCUGUGUUCUAAAGGGAAAGUCUUUUCCAUGGAUGAGAACCAGUCCUUGAGCAGCGUCGACUCUGAAUAUGACAUGGGAUCCAUCCAGAGAGACCUCAACUUUCUAGAAGACACUCCUUCCCUGAAAGAAAUGGUACUUGCCAAUCAGCCAGCUCCUAGGAUGACGCCUCCUUUCAUAGGCCUGAGACCCGCUAAUCCCGCCAUGCAGGCUCUGGCCUCCCACAAACGAGAGGCCCACAACCGUUCCCCUGUCAGCUUCCGAGAGGGGCGCAGAGCCUCAGACACAUCCCUAACGCAAGGUACCUUCUGUUAAGAAAUCAAGGUGUAUGGGCUGCAGCUGUUGGGGCAGGCAGUCUGGGUGGGGUGUGCCCUGCUACCUGGGUUAGGCUGAUGGCUUUGGGGUGGCCCCAUGGUUGUCCUGGCAGCCAGGAAGUCCUGAACUGCCCCAGUUCUAAACUGACAGUUAAGAUAGGACUUCAGCAUAUGGCAAGAGCUAUACAACAAAGAUGCUAAACGUAUGGACGAUAAAAGUAUCAAUGACGACUAGCCAUGAUGUCUCGGCUCUGCCUCCUCAUUCAGAGGCAGCAGAACUUCUGAAUACCAGUUUCUGGAAACCACAGAAGGGGAAAGCGUCCUUGUGUUCAGGUCCUGCUUGUAGUUUUUCUGUGAACAUCUGGCUGGACGCUGUGAAAGCAGGAUGCUGUACUAAAUGGGCCACAGUCCUGGUCCAGCAAGCUCUUCUUAUGCUCUUAUUUACCACCAUAUUUCUUUUUGGGUGGUGGGAAGGAGAGGAGGGGAUUGUGGGGCUGUCUCACAGUGCAACCUGCUAACAAGUAAGCCCUAUUGAGUUCAAUUGGAGCUAUUCCUAGGGUGUUUAGGAUUGCAGCCUACAUAUUCAUCUGUUUUGUGCAACCUGUUGGUGUUCCCUAGUGCACAUGGGCCUCUAUAUCAGGGUUUCUCAAACUUGGGUCUCCAGCUGUUUUUUAGACUACAACUCCCAUCAUCCCUGGCUAGCAGGACCAUUGGUCAGGGGUGGUGGGAAUUGUAGUCCAAAAACAGCUGGAGACCCAAGGUUAGGAAACCCUGCUCUAUAUAUACCUUCAGCUUUGUAGAAACUGUAUGUGGAUGCCCUGGAAAUACAUGUACAUCACAGGUGCAAUGAGCAAAACCCCAAAAUAAACUAACAAUUCAAAGCAGAGAGCUGCUCACAAUUUUAACAUCCAGGGAUUGCUUUCCUUCUAAAAACUGCUCUGCCUUGUCCUCAAUCCAGGAAUUGUGGCAUUUAGGCAGCACCUUCAGAAUCUAGCCCGAACCAAAGGAAUCCUGGAGCUUAACAAAGUCCAGCUGUUCUAUGAACAGAUGAGGUCGGAAGAUGAGCCUGCCCUGGCCUCCACGUCUCCCCAUCUGCAAGACCUCAGGAGUGGUCCCCAGCAGGUACGCCAUUUCUGGGGCAUGUUUGCCAUAUCUCUUGUGAGCCAUGGAGUCCUGCAGCCCUCCUUAAGCUCCUCCAGCUGAAGCAGCACAGAGAAGUCAGAAUGUGUCGGUAGGCAGAGAGAGCAAACUUAACUGGGGCACCUGCCACACAAGAAGCCAACAAAUCUGAGCUGGGUGUAAUUCCUUAGCUUUCAUCUGGGUUUUGUUACCAUCUUAAGUUCUGCAUUUCCAAAUCUGAAACCUCUUGAUGCCAGGGUGGGUUUGAUUGGCGUUCAGAGUACUGUAUAGGAAUGAGGAGGUUGUGGACCUCAGGUCUGUGUGGAAGGGGUUGGGAGCUCUGCAGGCCAGGCCUAUACAACACAUGAGCCACUAAAAGACUCCUACUCAGAGGAGAUCCGUUCAGAUUAAUAGAUGUGGCUGACAGGCUCGUUAAGUUCAGUGGAGCUACUCUAAGUAGAAGUUAGUUGGAUAACACCAGCAACCUGUGAUUUCUCUAGGAAGCAGGCAUCACUCACAAACAUGCAGGCUUGCUGACCGCACUUGGGGAUUUGGAAACUUCUUUCCAGCCUGGCUGGAUGGCAGAGGGUUGGACCUGGAUUCAGGUCAUUUGCCCGGCUCCUGAUCCGGCUCUCGUUUCGAUGGACUUUGCUACUUGUCAGAGUUUUAAGUGGGAAAUGUGGCCUCUGGAUCAGUAGAAGGUCUCUACAGCACGUUCAUCCUUUCCCUCUCUCUCUCUCUCUCUCUGUCUGUCUGUCUCUCUCUCUCCCCCAAGGAGGAAACACCCCAACAGCAGGAAGCUGCCUCUGCUUUUGCUAACGGCAUCCAUCCCCAGUUGCUCUCCAGGCGGCAGAGCUUAGAAACGCAGUACUUGCAGCACAGACUCCAGGUACGGUGCCACCUUUGGAAGAGUUAGGCCACUUCAAACAACACAGACGUUUAUAGGGAGUGCUGCUGCCUCUCCUUCUCUCUUGUCUCCCCACUAUAAUGGGUCGAGAUAUAAGACACACUACUCUCCCCUCCUCCAGGGUUUCAAAUAACAAAGCCAUGGGGCUCUCGUGGCCGGCUGCACAUAUCAUGGCAAAACUAGUUGUGAUGGGCUUACCAGCAAGCUCAGUCCCUACAUUAUUUCAGUAGCCAACUAACAUAUUAUAGCAGGACUAUAAAGUAUUGUGUAUAUGAUGAUACAGCGAGUCUUCCUUGUUUCAGAAGCCCAGUCUGCUUUCAAAAGCUCAAAACGCCUGCCAGGUUUUUUGCAAGGAAUUACCCCGGAGCCUGGAGCAGCAGUUACAGGAACACAGGUGAGCGAGAAGGCAGCAGCGCCCACUGGUUUGGACCUGCUUGUAUAUAUAAGCUUGCUUUAAGAGUCGGGGGAGCUUAAUUAGGAUGCUUUCCCACCCACCUCCAGAUUAAUGUGUCUUUGGAUGAGGGCUCACAAGAAUGGAAUUCUUUAUAGCAUAAGAGGGGUGGAUGGUUCCCAGGUGAUCUCGCAGUUGCCGCUCAGUGCAUGUAUGCGGGCAGCACUGAAUUGUCGUAGGUGUGCUGCCCCAUUCUCCUUGUCAGCAGUGUUCCUCUCCAGAUUGAAUUGUGAGCCAGUCCGAAAGGCAGGGAAGGAAUUCACAUAUUUGCUUCUUGCUUCAGGCUGAGAUGGCUCUGCCUUGUGGACCUGGAAACCUCCAAUGCAAAAUUUGUCACCCCAAGGUUCUCCCAAAGCCUCCUUCAGCUCAUUUUGUAUAUUUUCCUGCUUUUAAAAUCUGUGCUUAAAAGUGCGUACUGCAUAGAAUUAGAGCAGCGGUGUUUGUUUGUUCGUUUGUCUAUCUUGGUUUCCUUGAUCCUUAAAGAAAAUAAUUCAAAAACUGAAGUAUGUUUUUAAACAGACUUGGUUUGAAUUAAUUUGGGGGCAGUGCAGCUGAUAGGUUUUCUGAUCCUUGCUCCAAGCUUUAGACUGGAUGUCAUUUUUUUUUAUGUCUGAUGCUAGCUUGGCAAUCCAAAAUCCUUGCCUCUAGAGGAGAAGAAAGUGGCAUGGCUUUUAAGAAACUGGCUGAACCAACUUUUCUCGGUCUCUCUCGAUCCAGGUUGCACCAGAAGCGGCUGUUUCUCCAGAAGCAAUCCCAGCUGCAGGCGUAUUUCAACCAGAUGCAAAUAGCGGAGAGUACCUACCCCAGACCAAGCCAGCUGUCCCUCACAUGCCAUGAGGAGCAGCAGCCACCCCCCCCUCCCCAGUUCAGUCUGGUGCAGCCCCUGAGCCCCGUCAUGGAGCCUUCUGCCGAACAAAUGCAAUACGACCCUUUCCUUAGCCAAUACCAGAAGCUUCAACUUGACCAGCCACCCUCACCCCCGAUCCACGGUUCCUCUCGACUGCCCUCGCAGAUCCCCCUGCAGCAGCAGCAGUAUCCCUAUCAGACUUGCGAAUUGCCCGUUGGCACCUCGUCCGAGCCAGACUAUGCCAGCCAGCAUCAAUAUCCCCUGGGCCCGACCCAGCAGAGCAGUGUAGCAAUGACCGACAGCCGGCGGAGUUCAGACCCUCCUGGAUCCCAGUCUAGCUACGAGGCGUUAGGCCUGGUGGAGCUGCCGGGGCUCUUUGAUUGUGAAAUGAUGGAGACUGUUGACCCCCAACAUGGUGGCUACGUCUUGGUGAACUAG
This is a messenger RNA of Podarcis lilfordi (Lilford's wall lizard), 74048 nucleotides long. The record is from the annotation of a GenBank genome assembly. Lineage: Eukaryota; Metazoa; Chordata; Lepidosauria; Squamata; Lacertidae.